Molecule: messenger RNA, 47656 nt
Organism: Pelobates cultripes (western spadefoot toad)
Lineage: Eukaryota; Metazoa; Chordata; Amphibia; Anura; Pelobatidae
Source: the annotation of a GenBank genome assembly
AUAAAAACAGUAUGCUGGAGACCGUCAACUGAUGUAUUGUGUGUGACUGUUGUCAUGAAAUGCUCUAAGCGUCAAUAAAGACUUUCGUGAUGCUAAGGUAAAUGCAAGUCGACUAUUCCAGAGCUGAUGUACCCAGGUAAGUGAGAGAUGUUUUUUUUUAACCCUUUCUGCACCGUAUGGGGGGAACUGGGCACUAUAGGAAGCUACAGUGCCAGCAAAACGAGUUUGUUUUCCUGGCGCUAUAGUUUCCCCUUGAACACACACAGGAGGUUCCUACAAGUUCUAGCAAGCUAUUAACAGAGCAGGAGAUAAGAAAUUCUAAAUUAAACUGAAUUUGCAAUAAAGGAAGUGUAAACAUUACAUGAUUCUUUACAGGAAGUGUUUAGGAAGGCUGUGUAAGUCAAAUGCAGUGAGGUGUGACUAGUGCUGCAUAAACAAAGUGAUUUAACUUCUAAAUGGCAGAAAAUUGAGCAGUGAGACGUCAGGGGCAUGAUCUAUACACCAAAACUGUUGCAUAAAGCUAAAUAAAUAAAUAAAUAAAUAAAACAAUGGUUAUUUUUGAAAACCCCAAAUGUACAUGUACCAAGACACAGUCUAGGUGUGCCAAAGCUGACCUACAAUAUAUGUGCAGUAGGGUAAAUAUCAGUUUUUUUUAGUAAAUGUCAGCAUUAAAUUGGUAUUCUUAUAAGGAAAUUAAUUAAAACCAUGGAGAUGGAGGGAUUACUACAUCUAUGACUAAUGGCAGUAUGGGCAUAGAAGGUGGCAGUAAGUGGAAAAGGUGGCAUCAGGUGGAGAUGCCAUUAUGUAGGAUGGGGUGUAUAUGAAUGAGAUAAGUACUUGGCAUACAGACUGGCAGUGCCCAUGUGAUGGUGUGUUGGAUGUGAAUAGUACUUGGCAUACAGACUGGCAGUGCCAUGUGAUGGGUGUGAAUGAAUGGGAAUAGUACUAGGCAUACAGACUGGCAGUGCCCAUGUAAUGGGUAUUAAUGUAUGAGUUGAGUACUUGUCAUACAGACUAGCAGUGCCUAUGUAAUGGGUAUUAAUGUAUGAGUUGAGUACUUGUCAUACAGACUGGCAGUGCCCAUGUGAUGGAUGUGAAUUAAUGUGAAUAAUACUUGUCAUAUAGACUGGAAGUGCCAUGUGAUGGGUGUGAAUGAAUGGGAAUAGUACUAGGCAUACAGACUGGCAGUGCCCAUGUAAUGGGUAUUAAUGUAUGAGUUCAGUACUUGUCAUACAGACUGGCAGUGCCUAUGUAAUGGGUAUUAAUGUAUGAGUUGAGUACUUGUCAUACAGACUGGCAGUGCCCAUGUGAUGGAUGUGAAUUAAUGUGAAUAAUACUUGUCAUACAGACUGGCAGUGCCAUGUGAUGGGUGUAAAUGUAUGAAAAUAGUAAUUUGCAUACAGACAGGCAGUGCCUAUGUGAUGGGUGUGAAUGUAUGAAAAUAGUAAUUUGCAUACAUACUGGCAGUGCCCAUGUGAUGGGUGUGAAUGAAUGAGAAUAAUACUUGGCAUACAGACUGGCAGUGCCAUGUGACGGGUGUGAAUUAAUGUGAAUAAUACUUGUCAUACAGACUGGCAGUGACAUGUGAUGGGUGUGACUGUAUGAAAAUAGUAACUUUCAUACAGACUGGCAGUGCCCAUGUGAUGGGUGUGAAUGUAUGAAAAUAGUAAUUUGCAUAUAUACUGGCAGGGCCCAUGUGAUUGGUGUGAAUGAAUGAGAAUAAUACUUGGCAUACAGACUGGCAGUGCCCAUGUGAUGGGUGUGAAUGAAUGAGAAUAAUACUUGGCAUACAGACUGGCAGUGCCAUGUGACGGGUGUGAUGAUUGCAGACUGGUAUUUACAUGGAUGGAUACACUGUGCCAGCCUGGGUGUGGGCUCUGAUGCCAUGCUGAGUGUGGAGUACUGGGCUAUGGGCAUGGGAGGGCAGCAGGGCGGUCCCAGCCAUGUGCUGCCACAUACCGGGGAGGGCUUGCUGGUCUCCCCCCUCCCAGCCCGGGGAGGUCUCCCUGCUGCCCUCCUCCCUCUCCCAGACCCACUCCGGGCACACUGACCAUGGCUGCCCCGGGCAGGGCUCAGCGGAGCGGGCUGCUGGAGCUGCGGGGGUCCGGGGAACGCUGGCUCAGAGUGCUGGUCCUGCUGGGGGAGGAAACUCUCAGCUUCACCCCGGAGCCGGAGCCAGGGGCACCCGAGGAGAAAGCAGUGAAUGGCGGGGACUCAGAGGGGAGCGUCCCGGAGGCUAUCAUCAACCAGAGGAGGACAAUCCGGGUGGUCAAACAGGAGGCAGGGGGCCUGGGGGUCAGCAUCAAGGGUAAGGUGUCAAUAAUACUGCCCUGUGCCUAUACUGUAUAUAGACUGUGUAACUCUGCACUACUAUAUGUGUGUGUUUAUAUACUGUGUGUUAUUAUUAUACAUCUAUGUAACUCAGCACUACUAUAUGUGUGUGUUUAUAUACUGUGUGUUAUUAUAAUACAUCUAUGUAACUCAGCACUACUAUAUGUGUGUGUUUAUAUACUGUGUGUUAUUAUUAUACAUCUAUGUAACUCAGCACUACUAUAUGUGUGUGUUUAUAUACUGUGUGGUAUUAUUAUACAUCUAUGUAACUCAGUACUACAUCUGUGUGUUUAUAUACUGUGUGUUAUUAUAAUACAUCUAUGUAACUCAGCACUACUAUAUGUGUGUGAGUGUGGGUGUUUGUGUGUGUAUAUACUGUGUGAGAUUGUAAGAUAAUACAUCUAUGUAACUCAGUGCUAAUAUAUGUGUGUGUGUAUACUGUGUGACAUUGUGAUAAAUCCUUAAUUACUAUCCUAUGUUGUGUGUGUGUGUGUGUGUGUGUAAGUGUGCAUGUGCGUGUGUGUUUGCAUGUAGGUGUGUUGCAGGUACAGGUAGUUAUCAAAUAUCACAAACUAUAUAUACAGUGUGUGGUGUAUAUAUACACACCCACUUAUAUACCUAUACAUACACAUACACACACAGUAUAUAUAAAUUGUAAAUUUGAUAACUACCUGCAACUCAUUACUUUAUACAUACAUUACAUGCUGUGUGAUAUUUGAUAACGCAAUGGGACUCAUGAAUCUCUGUGUCUAUAUGCAGAUAUCUAUUGUGAUAGCUAUCUGACCCCUCACUAUUUCCAGACCUUUACAUUUAUACAAUAUUUUACAAGCAAAGGUUACAGGUGAAAGGUUAAUAGACUUAAUCUUUUAUACAUUUCUCUUCAUAGGGCCAUGUUGCAUGAAUGAGGCUAGCUAUGUCUAUAUAAAUUAUGGAAGACAUGCAUAUUUUUAGAAAAUGUGUUUGUUAUAUGCAAUCUAAAGGCGUUAUGUAUGUUAAAUGUGACCGGGAAUACACUGGGAUCAUAAUAUAUUGAUUAUAUUACUGAUAUAUAUAUAUAUGUAUAGAGAAAUAUAAAAACACACGUCAUGUACCACUGAACGCAAACCACUAAAGCAUAUACUACCAUGUACACACAUAUUGUAAUGUACACGCAAUGUUUGACACAUAUGCAGGUGUGCACACAGACACUAUGAUGUAAGAGAGACACAUUUACACCUACGCUGAUACAACUGAUAAACCCAACCAAACACAUCCACUGAUACAUGACGAAACAAACUUUCUAUACAUGUAUUUAUACAUAUAAACAUUUAUGCAGAACACAGACUGAUACAAAUAUAAAUGUAAAAAAAAAAAUUCUUCUCAUAUUCUGACACACAGAUACACUGAUGCUUCAUAUUGCAAACUCUAGACAGAGAGAUGGACUUCUUACACCAUCUGCCUGUUUCAACGUAUCACAGAUGUGCAUAUUUCGUCCUGUGUAUAGUGCGUGGAACAUAAUGGCAGUGUAUAAAAAAAAAAAUCACAUGAUAAACAGAUGCUUACUUAUACUUAUAAAUACACACAUAUAAUUACAUGAGGACUUGAUGGCAAACUAAAGUUGCACGCAAAAUACGUAUAUGUAUAGCGUGGAUAGCUGAACAUAUUGAAUCUAUAAUCAGUAACACAACAUUCCUGUACAAUGACACAAGUGUACUUUGCAGUUAGAAUCACAAAGUUGCUAUCUUAUCAGGCAGCACUGAUCCCACUGGGAAGAGUUUUGGGAGAUUUUUGCCCCUUAGUGGAAUCUGGUGCUUUUUUUGUUUGUUUGCUUAUUGUGAGCUAAAAACUCAGUGAGCUUUCUUUGAUUGACAUUGUCGUCUGUCUUUGUGACAACUUUCAUACCGCAACUCUGUAGGUGACAAGGCCAGGGCCUCAGUGGUCUGAGAGGGACAGUUAGACUAGCAGCAAGUAUAAAUCAUUAUCACUACAGAUACAAUGGCUCAAAAAGGAGAGUCUGUGGAGCUAGGACAGACAGUGACACAGUUGGUGGUAGUUACUGUGACAAGUGACAGAUACUUCAAGCACAGGACAUGCAGCACAGGCCACAGAUAGGACACUGAAUUUCCCUGUGAAAGUGAGCCUACUAUGGGCCAUGAAAAUAGAUUCACUCUCCCAUUGCCAGGGAAUGUCCCUCUCUGUGAUAUUGGGUAACCUGGGAGGUGUGGCAUUUGGGCAUCUAAAACUGGUCUCUCAAGUCUCCAAAACACACCCUCCCUCUCAGUGUCUUCCCCUCCUCCCCCUCUAGCACAAGGGAGUAUGCAACAUUUAAGGGCACCCUGAAAAUAGGGCAUUUGGGAUAUUGUUCUCUGAAUUUGUUUGUUUUGAAACUCAAAGCUAAUUUGUAAAGUUCGGUUAACCCUUUAAUUGAAUGUGUGCACAAUGUUGAGCUGCAUGUUUCCAGGGGCCCAGUUACAGUGACCUUUUAACUCCUUUUAGGCCUUAGAGGCCUACACACUCAAAAGACGGUGAAUAUAGUUAAUUUGCUACUUUAUUAAUCUUUGUCUUGUUUUUUUUUAUUCGUUUUGUUAUGGUUGGAGGUAACUGCUUACAGCCCCUCACAUUCCUCUGAUUUAAUGUUAUAUCAUUAGUAUGCGCCACAGAAAAUAGGCACUAUAGCAUCCAAGGUCAUUCAGAAAUUAAACACCAGCAUUGUAUCAAAGAAUUUUAGCACAUUUUAACCUUAGGUAUGGCUGCAUCACUGUCUUUGAAUUUGACUGUACGUAUUUCUACUUUGGAAUUCUUUAAGAAAGAGAAUUUAUGCCAGAAAUACCAUUGUUAGAUUUGUCCAUACUGCGCUCAGCUGCAUUUUGUCAUUGAAUGUGUAAUCCCAAAAUAGUACAAGCUUGUAUGUCAAAUUUAGCUGGGACCUGUUGCUGUCCUUCUAAAUGGGUCAGUCCCUCCUGAGACCGAAGCCUUUUUAUUUCCUAACCAUUGAGUGACAGUGAGUCAACAAACAACUUGCAAAAUUUUGUCAAAAUAGUCAAGAUGGAAAAUUAAAAAAAAAAGACAUCAGCGGGCUUGUACAUUUUUCCUUAAUAGAUCUUUUCAAGAGAGCUGUCAUCUUACAGUACUGCAUAGUAAUUAAACCCCAAAGUAUAUUAAAACAUUUCCAAAGAUUUGUAUUUGCACACUUAACCCCUUAAUGACCGAAACUUUUUUUAAGAUUUGGUGCAUUUGUGACUGAUGCUGUUUUGGUACUUUUGCUAUGCGUUUGUUCCGCUGUAAUUUUCCACUUUCUUAUUAAAGGGUUACUACAACCAAAAAGCAGUGUUUUAAGAAAAUACGGGUUCUGGUUGGAGAAACCUUUCCUAGCCAGGACCACCCACCAAAAAAAUAAAAAUUGCUAAAACUCACCUUACCUCCUCUUUCGAGCAGGGUCCUCAUCAGCCUGUUGUUCCUGUAACAUUUUGUAAUUGAGACAUUGUUAAAUUGUAAAGCGCUGCCGAAUAAGUUGGCGCCACAUAAAUGCCGAUACUUUCCAGUGCCGAGGCCAAGUACCACAGGAGGAAGGAUCUUCCUCUAGUAAUAUCACUCUCGCUUGCUAAAGAGAGCAGAAAAUCAGAGAGGAGAGGGAGAGGCAGAGGGGAGGACAUGGGUGGCACAAUGGGGGGGGGGGGCCUGUGCCGUCAUUGGUUUUAUGGCACUAGCAUGCUGUGCAUGCUGGUGUCAGAAGCUGGAUUUGCACUGCUGGCUGCUCAUUUUCUUAAACUUAAUAUCUCCAAAACAGAACUCAUCUAUCCUCCCUCAAGCGUUGCUACUUCUGUGUCUGUCUCCCUACCAUUAGCCCUACUUCACAGGAUCGCUGCCUAGGUUUUCUCUUUGACUCCGACCUCUCUUUCACCAAUCAUGUCCAGUCACUCGCCAAAUCCUGCCACUGCUAUCUCAAAAACAUAGCUCAUACUUGCUCCUAUCUAACACUGGGUUCGGCCAAGGUGCUGGUUCAUGUCGCUAUCAUCUCUUGCCUUGAUUCCUGCCAUCUGUGCCUCAGUGGUCUUACGCAUUCCCAGCCGGCCCCGCUACAUUCUGUAAUGAAUACUGUGGCAAGGCUAAUCUUUCUGUCUGCCCGCACCUUCCAUGCCUCCCAUCUCUGUCAGUCCUUACAAUGGCUUUCUGUAGGAUUUAGGGCUCAAUUUAAAAUUCUGGUGCAUACUUAUAAAUGUCUACUUAACGCUGCUCCUACCUGUCCUCACUAAUAUGCCACUAUGUCCCAUCCAGGCAACUGCGCUCUGACGAAAUCAGUGUCUGUCCUCUGUUCAUACUUGCACCUCUGAGGCAUGCCUUCAAGACUUCUCUAGGGCUGCGCAGUUCCUAUGGAACCUCCUGCCCUGCUCUGUUAGACUCUCACCCAGUGUUAAUUCCUACAAAAGAUCAUUAUAAAACCUCACUUUUCAGGAAAACAUAUCAGUUAAACUGUUAAUAGCUUUCCCUUCCCGCGCCUUGGCAACUCAUACUGCUUCCUUUUCUGCAAUUUCGUCAUCCAAUAAACUAACCCUUUACUAAAAAAUAUUCGAGUAACCUACUUUUUCUGUAUAUUAAAUACAUCCUACCCUUGUGCCACUUUACUCCACUCCCUCUAGAAUGUAAGUUCAUUUUAGCAAGGCACUUAACACCCUCUGUUCCUAUCCAUCCAACUCAUCUUGUUGCAAAUACAUGUCUGUUAGUCCACCUAUUGUACAGCACUGAGGAAUUUGUUGGCGCUUUAUAAAUAAUAAUAGUGUCUUGCGUCAUCAGAAGGGGUGAAGCAUCUUCUGUGGAGAGUACCACAGGAGGAAGGAUUUCCCAAUUUAGUGAGUUAAUCUCCUAAGGAUAGGACCUGCUAAAAAUGGGGUACAUUGGCGUUGUGGCGGGCUUAUGCGACGUGUGAACAUUUUUCCCGUAACUACAUUCCCAUUAUUUUUGCCUGUCAGCUGUUUUUAAAAAUACUAUUGAAUUUUGUGAGCUUUGAAGUUGGUGUUAAGUGAGUGAGUGAUUGCUUUGGAUCAUGUAUGUUAUAUACACAUAUAUAGGUCCUGAUGGAAGGUCUUAGUUAACACUGAAACACUGACAAUAAAAGUCAGAGGCUUUACAUGUUAGGAACCUCUCGUUCUAGUUCGUGGAGUCUGACCGUAAUCAACAAUCCACUGUAGAGAAUGGGUUUAUGGGAUAUGUAGUUCAGCUCACCAGAUGGCGUUCCCCUUUUCAGGUUUGGUGAUUGGAUCUGCUAAGUAAACUGUUAGGAGCUAUAUUGCAGCUGCUGUCAGUUUACUGACAAUUUUGUAAAUGGGUCUGUUUUAGCAUUACCCUAGUUACCAAUUUCACUCGUGCCCAACCACAAUUCAGGGGAAGAGAGGCAAGGGUUAGCACAAUGUAGGCAUGCCACCUACACAAUGUAGGUGUUUUGUUUUGUUACUUAUGAAGCCUGUGUUUCAUGCACUCAUCGUUGACAGAGUGUAUACAAUAACAUUCUUGUAUGUGACAUAUUGUGAAGCAGAGUUUAAUUGUCAUCUUCUCCAUUCUGUUUAAUAGGGGGCAGAGAGAACAAGAUGCCGAUCCUCAUAUCAAAGAUUUUCAAGGGCUUGGCUGCAGAUUUGACCGGAGCUCUGUAUGUGGGUGAUGCCAUCCUGUCUGUGAAUGGAGUUGACCUCUCAGAGGCUACCCACGACGAUGCCGUACAGGCUCUCAAGAAGACGGGCAAGGAAGUGGUGCUUGAAGGUAAGUCCUGCCAUGUUGGUGAUAUCUGAUAGAACAACACAAUGGAUUUUGGUGUGAACUGUGCUAAAGAGAAUUUUGUGAAAUAAUACAUUGAGAUGUGUUGAUUAAUAAAAGGCAAAGGAAUAUAUCAAAUGUUUUUGUUGUCCUGAUUGUCUUUCACAUCGUAAUACUCAGCAGUGUUGAGAUGGUUUAUUAGUUAACGUAAUAUGUGCCAGCUUUCAGCUGGGUUACCAACAUCAACGUGGGCUAUGUCUGUAAAAAAUGUUUGUAAGAAUGUCAAGUGCUGCACCUUUGUGGAAUGCACUGUCGUGGGUAUGCUAAAGGUAUGUACCCAGUAUUCCCAUUUUUUUAAGAUGGUUCUGAAAAGGAUAUAUUGGGAGCUACUAUAGCGGACAACAUACAGGGUAAUAUUGAGGGAUUAUAUGGAGGAAUAGGAUGAUUGUAACGGAUUCUAAUGGGAUCUAAGAUCAGAUACUUACUAACAAAUAAACGGCAUCAGUAAAUAUCAUGCAUGACAUAUAUGGCCCAAUAGGAAGUAUAGAGAGAUUUAUCUGGAGCAAUAGGAGUGUUGGCAGAGGAGAAUUAUUUAGAUUAGGAGGAUAAUUUACAAUUGUGGGCUAUAUAAAGUCAUGGGGCGAUUUAGUUAGAAAUGGUACAUGGCACAUUGAAAUGAAUGUAGGGAGCAAUAAAUGAAACAGUAAAAUACAGGAUCGUGAGGAGCAAAAGGAAUCAUUAGAAUUUUAUAAUACGGAGGAGUUAGGUGAAUAUAUAACUAUAUUAAAGGUUUGUAGCCCUAAUGGUUUGGCUUUGCACUAAUCAAAACAUAAAAUAUAUACUUGGGUGUCAAACACCCAAGUGUUAUAAAAUAGAAUAAAACAAAUGUAUACAAACGCAUGUAAAAUUCUUGAUUAUGGUCCAGAGCCAUGCCAGGCUCUGUCUUCGAGGCUCAGGGGUGCCAAAUAUGGCUACUGGAUCCAAUUGAAGAGGUCAGGUACACGAUGGUAUGGAGUUCCACAAAAAUAGAUUAUUUAUUUGUGCAAAUAGUAAAUAGUUAAAAAAACCAAAUAAUAAAACAAAUGGGUACUAUAGAAUAGGUGGUAAUUGGCAUAUCUAUAAAAUAAUGCAUCAAAAGAAGCACCAUUUAGUAACCCUAAAUAAUAAAAAAAAAAACACAAUUGAAAAAGUACAAACAGCAUACGCGUUUCGGCUAUAAAGCCUUCUUCAUUUACCGUGAUGCCAGCCAGACUUUGUAGGCUGAGAGCUGUGGCCUACCUCACUCCCUUAGCUUUCAACCUAUCAUUACCUCCCAAAAUGGACAAAAUUGAAAUUGGUAAUGCAUAUUUAAAGUGGAAAUUCCGCAUUAUUAAAGCAGCUGGAUAGAAAGUAAACUAUGGUUGCUGUAGUCAUUAUUUUUGCCAAACUACUACAAAACAGUUUUGCAACAAAUAAUAGGAUUGCGGUCAUAGGCUACUGGCACCAAUGAUCUGUAGUUGUUGUGGUGUUUUUCAGAUUGCCCUUUUUAACUGAGUGGAUCUACUAAUGUACCAAAUACUUUUUCUGAAAACCUGGUUUGUUUCUAGCUUUGGAAGCCUGAGUUUGGCAGUUCUUAUAUAGACCACAAGUUAAUGGUCUGGCUACAAGAAACUGUUUGAGCAACUACAACUAAGAGUUUUAUAGAGCAACAGGAUACGGCGUAAGGAGCAGGUGGGUAUAAAGCAGAGCUUCUAAGACACACAGGCACACAGUAUCUGUAGUGAUUAUAAUGGUUAGAGUAAUCCAUUUUGCAAUGCAGAUUGCAAUUCACUAAAACCCAGUGUUUAGUGAAUAAACCCCACAAUGUUAGGAUACACGUGUGAGGUUAUGGGAUCUUGUUAUUUAGCGGAAAGUUAACUCUCCUUGCUGUUGAACUGUAGUUACAAAUUCCUGCUGACUGUGAUGAGACCCUCACAGCUGCUAAGGGGAGCUCUGUACAUUCCGAACAUGCUGGGAGGGAUAUGUGGGAGGAAUGGAACAUGAAGACAGUGGGAUAUUACACAGCAUCACACAGAGAAAAGGCACAGAGCAGGGAAACAGUUCAUAUUACCUAAGUGUUCAGCCUUCUAAUCUUACCUGAACCAAAAAUGAAAUCUAUGUGAUUAAGCAGGGUGGCUUCCCCACCAUAAUAUAAUUACAGGCCUCCACGAUGUCUUAAAGUUUGCAGUGUAUCAUCGCUGUCCUGGUGUUCUAGAACAUCUGGGGGUCUACCUUUUGGCCAUCCCUGUGCUAAAGUGCAAAUGUUUCUGUGUGUGUGUUCCUUCCAAUUUGAAAAUGUUAAACGUUCUUAUACAUUAUUAAGUUGUUCAUUUGAUAAGUAUUUCCUUUGUUAUUUCUUUGUUACAUACCUAUCUCUUGGGAAAAUUUAGUUAAUAUAAUCUUGGCAGAGAUAUAUCAUUUUUCUGCAUAUUUAUGUGUACAGCUUGUUAAUGUUCAGGGUAUUAUAUAAUCGGGAUGCAGGUAGAACGUGGAGUACAAUCACAGGUAAGCUUUUCCUUCCAUUUUUAAAAAUCUUUUUUUUUGGGGGUGGGAGGUUGGAGAUGCCAGUAAUGGUUACUCUAACACUGCUUUUUGGAUUGGAGAUUCCUUCAAGUAUUGACAAGUAAGGUUUCCAUUAAAAAAAUUAAAAGGUAAUUUGUUUACAAGAACUUGUGAAUUGCCAAUUCUUUUAAUGGCUAGCACAGGGUUAAUAUUGUAGCACAUUAUUACAGCACUGUUAUAAAAUAACUGAGUUACUAGGUGUGCACAGUUGUUACAGUACCAUUCAUUAGAAUACUGUUUUAAUGGUGCCUUUUUGGAUCUGGGGUACCACACAGAACCCUGCCUGACAUGUAGAUUAGAUUAACCUCAGCAUUGCUGUAGUCAUACUCAGGCUUGGCACUACUAAAGAAAUAUCUGUAUGCUUUCACAAAAAGUUUUCCUGUACAGUUUUCCAAGUGUGCAUCAAUGCAUCUAAGGCAUCACGGAACUGUGACAUCACCCUGAGCACCGAAGUGCAAUUACAAUUAUAUAUAUAGUGCUAACAUGUUCCAAAGUGCAGUACAAAGGUAAACAAAACAAACACUAAAAUCUUUUUUACUUACCACUAGUGAUGUCCCGAACGGUUCGCGAACGGUUCGCCACGAACGGUUCGCCACGGACUCAUCAUUGAGUAAACUUUGACCCUGUACCUCACAGUCAGCAGACACAUUCCAGCCAAUCAGCAGCAGACCCUCCCACCUCCUGGACAGCUCACUAAGAAUGCAGCUUCACAAUGUAUGUAAAAUGGAUGCUGUCCAGGAGGUGGGAAGGGUCUGGGAGGGAGGGUCUGCUGCUGAUUGGCUGGAAUGUGUCUGCUGACUGUGAGGUAGAGGGUCAAAGUUUACUCAACGAUGAGUUUGUGGCGAACCAUUCGCGAACCGUUCGGGACAUCACUACUUACCACCUCUACGUUAUUUAUUUCCCUGUCAAUAGUGCUGACUUGGGUGAAGGAAUGAGGAAAUGUCACUUUCAGAGAAGUGAGUGUCCUCUUUUAAUGAUGACUUUUAGUGUCAAACUUGUCACUGCAAUUUGCAUCUGUGUCAAGCUAUGCUGUUGUCAUAAUCAACAGUUCAUUAUAUCCCCUGAGUGUUGGUAUGCAUGCAUUAUUUCAGCAUAUUUAAGAAGCUUCUGUGAAUAUUAUGAAGUUUCUAGAAUUUCUAUGCAGCUUCCUUAAUGCCAUGGUGGCAUACUUAUAUUCUGAGCUUCCCAUGUUGCAUUGCUCAGUUAUGGGCUCCUUCCCAUCUGUUCUGGCUUAUCCUUAGCCAGUGUCCACGGUUUUUGUUCACCUGCCGUAACUUCAGCUGCCCAGCGUUCAUUGAUCCAGCUAUUUUCUGGUUUCUUGACCCAACAUUCCAGACAACAACAUUGUAGACAGCAUUCUGCUGCAUCAGCUGUGUUAUUGGUCCCUCCUCACAGUACGCAAAACAACUUCCAUUUAUUUGCAGUGUAGGCUGUGUCACAGAAUGUCUUGUGGACACAACCUCAGAUGCCGUAAAGUAAAUUAGAAACACCUAGAAUAUAGAUUUUGGCCUCAUAAGUGAGAUAAAGCUUAAAAAAAAAAAAAAAUCAAAAUACAGUCAACAAAUCAAAAAACAUUAGCAAGGAAUGUCACCAGUUCUGGCAAAACCAGAAAGUGACUCAGAAAAUGUUGACACUGACAUAACAUUUUAUAGCAUUGCUGAGUUUAUUCUAUACAGUAUUGUUUAUGGAGCAAAAGGAAAACACUGCAGUUUGGGAAGAAGGGAGGGGCAGAAUGUGUGUUUAUGUAGAAUGUGUGUAUAUGAAUCUGUGUGUAUGUACGCAAGUAUGUGUGUGUGUAUUAUGAAUGCUUGUGUAUGUGUAUGUGUGUGUGAGUCUCUGUAUGUGUAUAUGUGUCUGUGGAUGUUUGUGUAUGAGGCUGUGUGCGUUUAUGAAUUUAUGUGUGUAUAUGAAAGUAAGUAUGUGUGAAAUAGAAUGUGUAUAUAUAUAUAUAUAUAUAUAUAUAUAUAUAUAUAUAUUUAUAUAUAUAUAUAUGAAUGUCAGUAUGUGCAUAUAAUUUCCCUAACAAGGGGGUUGGAGGUGUGCAAAGGAAACUCCCCCAAUUUCUAAAAUUACUUUUUUGACAAUUUAGGGGAGGGAGCCAAAAUACAUUUCUACCCCUGGUCCCACCUACCGUAAGUACAUUUAUGGCCAUGAAACCCAGCCCAAAUCAUAUUACUUUAUUCUCAUAAUUUCAUCACCCAUAAUAACUUGAACCCAUGUCUAUAAUGGUAUCAACCUUUGUACCAAUCACAUUAGCCCAUCCCCUAAUCCCAGUGACAUUACCCUAGCCUCAAAACAUCAUCACACCCAGCCCAUAUAACAUUACUUCAUCCCUAUAAUUCCAUCACCCAUGCCCCUAUAACAUUACCUAUCUUCAUGCCAUCAUCACCCAAUCACAUUACCUCAUCUCUAUGACAUCAUCACAAACAGCCCCAGUUACAUUAACCAAUCUCAUCAUACUAGUCGUUACCCAUUCUCAUAAUCCAAUCACCCUCAAUCCCACCAAUCACAUCACUCAAACCCCAUAGUUUGCCUGUAACCCAAAAUCACAUUACCAAAGUGCAGUCAUAAAAGUUCCAGCCAGAUAGUGCCGUCAGCACCUCCAGUGAUAACAAUCCCAGCCAUAGUGUCUGCAGCCCUCUCCUAUUAUCAGUCCUGUAACGGACCGUUUUGCACAAAAGGGGUAAAAACCGUUUAGGCGAUCGCCCCCCUUUCCAGAGAUGCAGGCACAGCUACUGUAGAACACCAAACACACGAACUGCCAAUAAGUGAAUGCUGCAAACUCCCGAACGGCAUCCAAUAUAGCACUCCAAAUACACGAACAGGAACCAUACGAAUUGCUGCUACCAGACGUAUAGGAAAAGCAUCCAAGCGGCUUACACUCCUAGCAAUCAGUCUCUAUCAGCAUUCAGUAAAUCCCCCCAAAGACGAGACAAGGCUCCGUGUUGAGGGUCAAGCAGUGGUCUGUUUAAUGAGGGCUACCUGCCCAUAUUUAUGCAGGUCUCCCACCUGGUGGACACUCCCCUAGGGGACCAAAUGGGAGACUGUGACAAGGGACAGACAAGCAGACAAAUAGGACACACAGUCACAAUAUAUUCCCACAAUGCAUCCUGGCUUCCUCCCCUCUGCCCUGGGAGAUAAUUGAGAAGUAAUUCAAUUAUCUCCCAAGACAAAGGCAAAUCGCCAUUAUGCACGUGGGGAUACUAAAACAUGAAUUACUAUUAAAAUACACCAUGUAAGACACAUACCAUUAAAACCAUACAUUUAACAUAUCCCCAGAUAGCUCAGGUCUGAGCACAUUAUUAAGCGAAUGGUGCUCAGACCACACGAAUACAGUUUAAUCGCCAUGGAGCCAAAGUCUUUACAGUCAGUUUCAAGCGAAUGGGCUCCAUGGGAUUCCUAUCUGGGGUAUAACAUAGACAAGUAAAACUACCGAACACCGGCCGUUCGUGUACUUCCACCGAACAAGAAGGGAGGUCGGCGGCUUCAGCGGUGUUCGCGCAAAACUGUGGCCGAUUUUAGUUCCAUGAAUUAAGCGUCGAACACCGCUGUGCAUUCGUAUGUUUAAAAUGGCCGCGACCUCGUGCUCGGGAUACGAAUGGCGGCCACCCAGCAUUCGUCAAUUAAGCUGCGGUUAACCGCAGCUUCAGGGAGGUUAAUUGCCGGCACACUCCAGCUCCCAGGUGGUCUAUUCAUUCGUGCGGUUGUUCGGUAUAUUGAAUCUACCAAACAACCGGCAGAAAAGCACGAAUACAGCUUUUCUGCAGGCGAAACAAAGUCUUUUAACAGAGGGGCCAUAGUCCAGAGGCAGCAGGCGAGCAACCAGGCUUCUCCAAUGCAAUGUGGCGAGAUUGGUCUCGUCACAAGUCCUAUUUAGAUAGUGUUGAAAAAUCACUUAUGAUGAUGUUCUCGGGUUCCCAGUCAUAUCAAUUGGCCCAAUGUUGGGAUUGUCCCUUCAUCUAAGUAAAUAUCUUGUUUCAUCUCUUGGCUUACCCUUGUGCCUUGAAGACGGCCAUCUAUAAUCCUUUCUGGUCAAAGCGCACCUCUUUUCACCAAAAACCAUGCUGGUAAGAUCAUCUAUUGUGGAUUCACAAAUAGUGAAACUGUGAGCAAGCAAAGGACAUCUCAAAAAUGCAAUUUGGAAUUGUUUCAGACCUUCAUAUCAUACAUGGUCUUAACGGAUAAGCGGUGCUUCUGAGACGUUAAAAUGGCAAUUUAACAUUAGUUAACAUAUAUAUAUAUAUAUUCACUGCAAAAUAAUACACACAUAAUUUAUAUUAUACUAGAUAUUUUAUUUUCAAUAAUAAUAAAAAAACAAGCCUCUUAACAGCCCCGAUUUUGUCUAGUCAUCCUCAUUUAGUUCCCUGGUGUCUCGAAUCCGAUGAUACUAGGGAACUGUCCUCAGGCAGUGAUUGCAUCAUUAAACAUGCUUGCACUGUGCAAAACACUAGGUCAUGUCACUGGGGACACCUCCUCUCAGCCAUGCCCACCCAUCCUGAUCUCCCGAUGUUAGGCAGUAUGAGAAGAUAAGGAGAGAUUUCCUUUAAUUUACUGGUUUUCUUGUGUUAGCAGGUGAACUGUACAUACUGCUGGGCAACAUUAUUAUUUACCUUAUGAUAAACUCUGGAAUGUAUAAACCAUGGUGGUGGCAUCUCCCUGUCCAGGCUAUGUAACAAUAUUUGAGAUCAGUACCAGGGAUAGAGUAAAGGAGCACGACAGGUUUAUUAGUAUGACCCAUUUAUUCUUUAAUUAUUUAUGUAUUUUACAUAUUUUUACCUGUGCCAACUUGGAAUGCUUCCUGACACCUGGCACCCGCUUAUAAACUUGGAUCCAAAUUAUUGUCACUCUUCUCCGCUGUAUACAGUUUCAGAGAGCAGUAAAUACUGAAUUGAGGAGACUGAUUCUUAAAGGGACAUUGACUCUGGGGUCAGUAAGGGGAAUCAUGGAUCGCUGCCCAGGAACAAUGAGUUCUGAGCUGCAGUCUGCAUUGAAAUGCUUCUUAUUUUCUCAUUUUCAUUCAGUGAACUGGUUGACAUAGGAAACUUCUAAUAGAUCAGCUAGAAGCAAGUCAAUGGGUGAGAUUGUCGAGUGUCAUGGCCAGAGUAGUGAUAUAUAUAUAUAUAUAUAUAUAUAUAAAAGUGAUAGAAUCCCCAAUAAAAUAUUCAUGCUUAUUCUCUUCGUUUCAAUGGCAAUUUUUGCAACGCUUUAUAAAUCUCCCCAAAUAAAUGUUAAAUCACGUAUUAACACAUCAAGGCAACUAUCUACAAUCAGCCCAAGCUUACUGUAGCAGAGAGCUGGUAUUACACAGCCUAUCUCCACUUUAGAUCCCAGUAAGGCUCAGGAACAAGUAUAAUAAAUCCACAGAGUAAUAAUUCCAGCAGGCAAAAAGACUCCAACAAUAUCCCAAUCGCAAUCCCAAUGACUGGAUGACACACAGCAUCAGGCAGAACUAAACUUUUAUUCACAGCAGUUCCUUAUAAAGGAUUCUCCCAUGCAAGGGAGGGAUUUACAGUAAUUAUACCAGUAACCAAUAAUACAGAGGUUCCCUCCCCUACUUUCCCUCCCCUCAGUGUGACAUGUAAUCCAAUUAAUCCUGGUACCUUUUCCCCUGUUUCUUGGAUGUACCCCAAAACUGUGGGGUACCAGAACUUAAGUGGCAUCCCCUGGUAGCCCUGGUCUGGGUGACCAACAUACUCAAAAUUUACCCAGAUCAGACCAGGGGUUCGGGAGUUAUAGGGAAUAAACGAUUUGACCGACUGCACACAACUAUGUAGCCGAAAGGAGUUCCAUGUGUUUUGGCCCUGUGGUCGGUCCACGUUCGGGAGGUAAAACAGGUAUAAAUCCUUGCCAUCCAUAGAUAAUACUGGGUACGCAUGAACCCCCUUGUUUGGUAGAUGGAACUCACCGAACGAGGAGUCAAUUAGCCCCUCCGUUCGUGAGCUCUGGAGGUCUCAGCGGUGUUCGCGCAAUUGAGUGUCCGAUUUGAGUUCCAGACACUCGACGACCAAACACCGCUGAGAGUUCGUGCGUAAGAUGGCUGCCGCCGCGUGUUCGUCUACUGAAUGGCUGCCACCCAGAUACAGCAAUAUAACAUCAAUUAACUGCGGUUAGAGAGGGAAUAAGGGUUUAACUAGGGACACACUUCUUCUCUAAGGUGGUCUAUGUAUUCGGUAGUUUCCAUUCGUAUAAGCUAUGAAGGAAACUACCGAACUAACAUACGAAUGUCUAUGCAAUUUUCAAUGUACAGGCAGUUUAAACAUGCGAACAGUCUUUUAAAAUAUAAUUCUGGCGGACAGUCACAUGCCGUCCGCUACACUUACUUUAGUCUGUUUUCAGUGGGACUAACCUGUAUUCGACGAUCUUUUCUGCCCUUUGUAGAAAGGGACAAACAUAGCCUGUAUAAAUGGCAUGUCUGUUGUUAGUGCGAAAACAAAAAGUUGACUCCAUGUAAAGCUUACAAAUAAGGGUUUUACCCCUUAAAGAAACAAUCCAAGCACCAUAACUACUGUAGCCCACUAUAGUGGAUUUGGUGCCAGGAGUGCAGUACAGAUUGCACAUGAGGCUAAAAAGGUUAAUGUACAGAUUGAACACAAAUCAAUAGCAAUUACCCCUAUUUUAAUGCAUUAUAUAGAUAACGAAUGAGAUAUAAUCUAAAACAUGAACUAUGAAAAAAAGAUACAUAUGGCUAAUUAGUGGAUCUGCCUGCAUUUACAAAGAUACACUUCUAAACCAGUGAGAGACUCUUAUCCUGUUCAACAAGAAUUUAUUUAAUACGUUUUUUGUCCCCAAGAGCAGGUUUAACUAUAUCUUAUUUAAAAAAAAAAAAUGCUCUGUAAAUUCAUAACAGCCAUACCAUGUUAGUUUACAUCAUUUUGCAAACCAGAAUAUGUACCGUCUGUUUUUCUCUCUCUCUCUUUAUUUGACACACUUUAUAUAGGCAGCCAAGACCAGAGCGUUUAGGCUGCCUGAUUGACUGCUCAAAGGGCUGUCAUACAGCUGCGACAAUUUUUAUGAAUUGCUGCAGUACUAAGCCACUCACAGAGCUGAGAGUAGGCUCGUGGUGCUCUGCAAUCAAGCUAACCUGAGAUGGUGUUUAGAGUGAUCGUUUAAUAAAGGUAGCUUUCAUUUAAAUGUCCGCGAAUGUAUACAGAUUAUUUAGGUAGUUUAAAGGACCACUAUAGUGCCAGGAAAACAUACUCGUUUUCCUGGCACUAUAGUGCCCUGAGGGUGCCCCCACCCUCAGGGUCCCACUCCCGUGGCGCUGAAGGGGGAGGAAGGGGUUAAUCCCUUACCUUUUUUCCAGCGCUGGGCUCCCUCGGUGCUGGGACUCUCCUCCCUCUUCUUCCGUCAUCGGCUGAAUGCGCAUGCGGGGCAAGAGCCGCGCGCACAUUCAGCCAGUCUCAUAGGAAAGCAUUCUCAAUGCUUUACUAUGGAUGCUGGCAUCUUCUCACUGUGAAAAUCACAGUGAGAAGCGCAGAAGCGCCUCUAGCGGCUGACAAUGAGACAGCCACUAGAGGCUGGAUUAACCCAUAUGUAAACAUAGAAGUUUCUCUGAAACUGCUAUGUUUACAGCAGAAAGGGUUAGUCCUAGCUGGACCAGGCACCCAGACCACUUCAUUAAGCUGAAGUGGUCUGGGUGCCUAUAGUGGUCCUUUAAAGGGACAUGCAUCACUUGACAAUUAUUUUUUUUUAACCAGCAAGCAAACACUUUUAAACAAAUAUACAAACUAAAAUAAAGAAAAUCUUCAAAGAAAAUCUUUGAAAUGUAUGUAAUAAACAUUUAUAAAUAUCCUAUAAACUUGGUCAGAUUGCAUUUUUGGGAACACCUCUCAGCUAGGGGAGUUUCUUCAGCCCCCUUCCCCCACUCCCUCUUGCAGACCUAUCAAAGUUUCAAACCAAUACACUAAUGCGAGAAACAGAAAAUCAUUGUUGAGCAGCAAGGAAGAGAAACCUGAUAUUGACGUCUGCUCUGCAUCAUCAUACUUCCAACUGCACAUCUGCAAAUCUGGCAGGAAUACCCAGUGCACUUUUCCAGAAUUCCUGGGGAUAGGACACUGGUUGGUUAGAUCAGUGUGUCUCCCGGAGUGGGUGUGGAAAGUGUAAGAAAGAAGGACAAGUAAACAUGAAAAAAAAUCUAUUUUUUUUUGAAGAGUGAGGCUACUGUGAGACAUCAGUUGUCUUAAAAUGAUGCAUGUCCUUUUUAAUCACAGUGCAUGUUGUGCUGUCUGUAAGCAUUUACUGUUGCUGUUAUUUUUGUUCUCAAUUUAUGCUCACAUUACAUGGACAAUUUUAGAAGUUGAACACCCAGCAUGUGGGGAUUUCAAAUGGGAAUGUUACUUAAUUGUGACUUUAAAUAACAACUUGUUAAAUGAACAUGCAGUGAAGUACACAGUAUUCCUUUUCCAAGCAGGUGCCUCUCCCUGCCUCCUCUGCACCGGGACUCUGAGUGAAGCCUGGUGGUGCAGGGUGACACUCACAGCCAAUGAGCUAGCCCUCCACUGCCAGAUUUAACUCACGGAGCUAAUGGGAAUGCACGUUGCAGUGGUUAUGGUGUUUGGAGUGCUUCUUUAACUAUAUAAUGCUUUGAAAUUGAACCCAGCAUAAUGGAUUAACCAUUGCUAGAAUCUAUCUGUUUCUAAUCAUACAGGCAUUUAUAAUGUAUUAGAUUCUUUUCACAGAAAAGGACAAUAAUAGUGACAUUUUUAUUAUGUUAUCUGAAAGCAAUGUACGUUUUAUGGAUGUAUGCCUUCUAGAGCCAUUAGGUAUCAUUAGAAAGUCACUUGUAGCAAUUCAGACGCUCUAGAGUUCAAAAUGUUUCAAUAAAAUGUUUCAAUAAUCGUAAUAUUGAAAGGUGUGCGUUUGUUCUAGGACCAACGUCUACGGCAGAGAUAUAUUAUUGGGACUGAAGUGUACUUAUGACAGUAACAUUUUAAAGGGAUCCUAUAGUGCCAGGAAAACAAACAAAUAGGGUUUAAGGUUAAAACCCCUUCAGCCACUUACCUUAAUCCAGCACCGGGCUCCCUGAGCGCUGGUGACCUCUCCUCCCCCCGCGACGUCAGCUCCCAAGUGGAGCCGAAUGAGCAUGCGCGGCCAGAGCUGUGCGCGUAUUCAAACCACCGAUAGGAAGCAUUACUUAAUGCCUUCCUAUGUAUGUCCAAUGUGAGUUCAAUGUAAUUUUCACACUGAGAAUUGCGGAAGCGGCCUCUAGUGGCUGUCAGGGAGACAGCCACUAGAGGCUGGGUUAACCCUGCAAAGUAAACAUGGCAGUUUCUCUGAAACUGCUGUUUUCAGCUGCAGGGUUAACACUUGGGGGUCCUGGCACCCAGACCAUUUAAUUGAUCUGAAGUUGUCUGAGUGCUUAUAGUGGUCCUUUAAGAGUCUGUUCCCAAGUGAGACCACUGUCUACUUGACAAGUGACUUUGUUUACCUUACCUGCCGGCUGUUAGAAAGUUUAUGACAUGGAAAUGGUUACAGAGGUAGGGCAUGUUCUUGCAAUCCAGCUUUACCUCACUUUAACUUGAAUUCUGGAUCUGGCUGUACGUAUGUUAGUAGACUAAAAGCUUUGACACUUGUGCCCAGUGAGCUGUGAAAGGCUUAAUGUUCUGUACUUGGAAGACCCAUGAGAAUUCCUCUACUGGCAAUGAACAAGUUUAACUGUUUAAUGGUAUAAAGUGAGUAAUGGCUAACAUCCCAGAUUUCUAAGAACUUCAAAUCACAUGAUCCUUAGCCAUCCUUAGGCUUUUUUUAAAUUAAAGGUACUACUAACAAAUCUUUCUUCUUUUUCUUCUUUUCCGAUGUCUCUAUUGCUGUUUUCUUAAUACAGAUAUUUCUUGCAGGUAUAGUUUAUCCCAGUGUGAUUGAUUUCAGCAGAUGAUAUGGCCUAUAAGAAUGUCCAACAUCUAAAACUGUAAAAUAAGCUGCAGCACAUGAGCAGAGUACUGGCAGCAGGCCACGCAUAAAUCAAACAAAGGUGGAUUGCAUUUUGCUCAAGCCUUAUGAUUAGUCAAUGUGUAAUUAGUCAAUUUUGUGUAAUCAACAAAAGCAUCUCACAGUGCUUUGUAAAUUGUGCCUGUUAUUCCUUCUGUACUCUGUACAAAUUCUAAUGAUAAUGGUUUUAAUACGUUCUGCUACCUAAACAAUGUAUAUUGUGCUGAAACCACAUAUUCUGCAAUCAUAAUGUAACACUAUAACAAUGCUUGGGUAUCACUCAUUAGAAAUCCUCAUAUAACCCUCUUUAUAACCAAGGGGUGUUACUGAGGGUCUGACGUAGGGUUGAGCCACAAGUUAGGUCCUUAAAUGACCGGGGUCUGAUUUAGGUACCAUUUAAUUGAUUCUCGUGUAAUAUUGGGAGACAUUACAUAACUUGUGUUAUUACCACUUCAAUACACCAUAUUUGGAGUUAAUUAUACAGUGCAGUGUGGAUGCAUUACUGAAGUGCAGGGUUUUAAAGUAAUGGUUGCAGGUUUAAUGCUGCAGGUUUGAGGUUAAUUCUGCAUGUGCAAGGUUAAUAGAGCAUGGCUUUUGGUUAGAAGGACACUAUAGGCACUGUAACUGCUUCAUCUCAUUCGAGUUAUUAUAGUGUUCAGAGCAGGGCCGGCGCUACCAUAAGGCAGCCCAGGCGGUUGCCGUAUGGCGCACUGGCCCAAGGACGCAAGAUUCGGGUGACCGGCAGGAGGGUAGCGCGGCACAGUGGUCUCCUCCUGCCAGUCAUUCUCCUCCUCCUGUGUGGUCUCACUCCAGUCUAGCGGGCUGAGCGCAGACCUUACAGGAAGCUCUCACUGAGGGCGCCAAACUAUUUCCUGUGAAACCGGAGAGAGGGAAACAAGCUCCUUUUCCACGGUCUGCGCUCAGCCCGCCACACAGGAGAAGGGAGGUGAGCUGCCACAUGGGUGGGAGGAAAUGAGACACAUGAGGGGGAUUGGAGAUAAUAAAACACAUGAGUGGGGCUGUGGACAAUGAGACACAUGAAGGGGGCUAUAGACAAUGAGAAACAUGAGGGGGGCUGAGGGCAAUGAGAUACACAAGGGGGGCUGGGGACAAUGAGACACAUAACACUCUAUAACUCAUCUUAUUGCUCCAUAUAACCCUCCUUAUAACUCCUCCUAUUACACAAUAUUACCCUCUCUAUAGCUCUUCGUAUUGCUCUAUAUAUCGCUACAUGUAACUCCUCCUAUUAUUCUAUAUAACCCUACCUAUAAUUAUUCCUAUUUCUCUAUAUAGCUCUACCUAUAUCACCUCAUAUAGCUCCAUAUAACCCUCCCUAUAACUCCUACGAUUGUUCCAUAUAACCCUCCCUAUAACUCCCUACAAUUUCUCUUUUUAAACCAAUAGUCUCUCAGACUGCUUCAUAUGCCACAUCCACAGAAACUAGCUCUAACUUCAAAAUGUGCCUGGACCAGACAAGCUGUCCCAAAUAACUUUUUUUCAGUAAUCAUCCUAUCCGCAGUCCAGGGAGAUACCAAUGUGUCAUACAUGCAUCGAUGAUUAAGAACUCAAAGCUCGAUGAUUAAGAACUCAAAGCUCUUGGCCCAUCUUAAAAUAACCUAGUGAAAAUACUAAGAAUUUAUUCAGUAAGAUCAGUUAGUAUGCUUUACGGGGAGACAGCAAAGACAGUUUAAGGGGUGGUGAAUUAAUUCUUUGUUGAAAGUCAGCAAGACAGAAAUUGCCAGGAACGUAAGGAAAUGUUUUAACUUGGCUUAUUCUCAAACACAAUCCCAGCUAUAAAAUAUGAUAAAAUACAUGGAAAAUGUGAGUUUAAGUAUUUUUUUAAGCAGACUACAUAGUUGUUUAAAUGUUGAGUUAAAUCCAGUAGCUGGGCCUAAAAAUGAGUAAGCUAGUGUAAAAAUAUUUUCCCUUUUUCCCACAAUUUGUCAACAUCUCCAAUUAUAGUUUUUUGUUUUUUUAAGUGUGCUUUAGUGGUUCUCAAAUCAGAAUCCUGAACUUUAAAUGUGCUUUGAGGACUGGGUUAGGAACUUCUUUUCUGGACCCCCUGAUCUAGUGAUGAGAAGGAACUAUCUGCUCCACCUCUGACAUAGACCUUGGUAGUUGUGGUAGCAUUGGGUUGUCCUGGUACCCGGUAGUAAGCAAGGUUCUAUAUGGCACAGAGUUAUCAGCCGUGAUAAAAUUGAGGGCAAAAUCUCACCAAUCAUCAGAGGUGCAUGUUGGAAAAAAUUGCCAAUCAUUAGGGUCGCAUGAAAUUAAAACCCACCUGUCAGAGGUUCCUGCAAUACAUACACAAAUUUACCAUUUAUUGAUAAAAACUCACCAAUAAUCAGUGCAUGCAGUAAAAACCCAUAUCUCAUCAUUGGUGUCUGCGGUAAGUGUUGAGUAUAAAGUCACCAAUUAUCAGCAACAUUUAAAAAAAAAAAAAAUUGGGCUCCCCUGAAAGAGAAAUCAUGACAAGAAAAAAAAAAAGGUUUGCCUAAUGACAAAUAUUGCACACUUUGGAGAGAGUUACAUUACCAAUGGAUGUUAGGUCUUUUUUUUUUCACACAAUUUGUUUUAGUUGACAUUUCAGUACUCAGAAAUAUGCACAUUUGUGGCUAGUCUCAAAACGGGCAUACUUGCACUAAUUGUUUUGAUAGGAACCAACAGGGCUUCCUUCUAGUUAAUUAGGGAUGGCUACAGUUUGUGGAAGGUAUUUGACUGCAGAUAGAUUGGGCUAUAGGUUGACAAUAAUUGUUUCUUUCAUUUUGUUUGUUAUUUAAUUUUGCUUUUACUGCUGACUUGUUGCCAGCUCUCUGUGGAUUAGAUGCAUUAAGUGCCUCUAAAUAAAAAAAUAAUAAAAUUGCGUACUACAUAAUAUAGCUCUUACUGGGGUGAGUGUAAAUGGAACUGUCAUCGACUCAAACAUGACGGUUGCACUUUAACAUAUAUAACCAUAGGGAAUCAAAGUAUCCCAAAAUGCAGCUAGGCAAAUGUAUCUUUAGCUUGUUUAAAGGGACAGCCUAAACACCAUAACCACUAAAGCUUGGAGCUGUGUGGAGUCACAGUCCCUCUGGUUUUGUUAUUGUUUUUGAGCAGCCACCUAAAGCAACUCUCUUUGCUGCUUGCGAAGUAAUAAGACAAUCCUGUAACAUCCACCUUAAGAAUAUUGCCUGCAUUCACUCAUUUCUAACUCAAGAUAUAACAAAAGUACUUGUUCAUACACUCAUCAUCAUUCCCCGACUUGACUAUUGCAACUCUCUACUCAUUGCCCUUCCCAAAUACCCGCAUUGUCCCUCUUCAGUCUAUUAUGAAUGCUAACCAGUAGUCUCGCACCAAAUUUACCAAUUAAUGCAUUGGCUUCCUGUAUCCUUCAGCAUCCAAUUUAAACUGCUAACACUGACAUACAAAGCCCUCACUAACUCCACUCCUCACUACAUUUACUCUUUACUCAACAAAUACACCCCUUCUAGUUCAUUUUGCUCUGCAAAUGACCUUCUCCUGACAUCUGCUCGUUCCCGCACUGCCAACUCUCAUCUGCAGGAUUUUUCAAGAGCUGCCCUGUUCCUUUGGAAUGCACUACUCUGUGCCUUCAGACUCUCCCCUCGCCUCCAGUCCUCUAAGAAGUCACUUAAAACACACCUCCUUAGGAAUGCUGACCAUGUUCCUGGAUGACGCUUCUCUCGUUUUAACCUCAUCAUUUCUCUUAGCCCAGCUUUCUCUCUCUCUCCUGCCACUGUUACAUUUGUUCCACACUCUGCUUUUACUAUCUUACUUCAACACAGGUAUCUUAUCCAUUAAUCCCCCAAUGCCUAAUGCCUCUGUUAUAUUCUGUGUGCAAUUUACUUGUCAAAUACCCUAUUCUGUAGUUGUAAAGCACUGCAGAUUAUUUUGGGGCUAUAUAAAAGCUAAUAAUAUUAAUUUCAUUAUCUCAUUAUUCGUAGAAAUUUGGAAGCACGCAUAUGUUAAAAGUUUGUAAUAAUGAUAGUGAAAUUGUUGAUUAUGUCAGUGGCAGCAGAGGUACUGCUUUUGCGCGGUUGCCAUAAUACUUAUCAAAGUAAUUCUGAGCAGUUUGUAAAACAAUAAAAAAAAACUGCACUCAAACACUCCUUGCACAGUGACCACUGCCAAAAGCUGUAGUUGUUUCCGUGCUUAGUGUCCCUUUAAGCCAAUGUAUCUAAGAAUCCCGUUGUAUAAAUGUUACACUUCUCCACAACCUCAGCAUAAUCUGAUAAUGAUAGACAUUUCUCAAAGAAACAUUUUGAUGCAUUUAAAACUUACCCUCGUGUCUUUAUGCGCAUUAAUAACACACUUUCCAGACAAGAUAUUACAAGGUUGAAUGUGGUUUGAAUAAAAGAAUUUACACAAAAUUUUUAAUAGAGAUUUAUAAUAGGACAAAAAACCACAUCUUAGCAUGUUACCAGAUACUCUAACUAAAGAGUUCAGUUGAGCCAACAUAUUUCAAAGCAGAUCUAUAAAAAUAAAAAGAAAGCAUCACUGAAAAUACCAUGUGCCUAAAAAAACACUCUGGGCACCAUAACAACUUCAUACAAAUUAAGUUGUUAUGGUGACAAUAGGUCCCUGGCGCUUGCCUACCUUUAGGGGUUAAGCUGUUUUUCUGAAGCUCUAAGCCAGACAGUAGCUACAAUUUGCAUAAUGGCUUGAAUAAGGUAUUUAUUGUUUUUGCCACUGUAGCCAAUUAAUGGAGGUUUGUGCAUGAAUUUGUUAUUUUAUUAUUCAAUGUCGAACAUUAUAACACAAAUUCUACCACAGAUAACAAACAUAUCCCCACUAAUAAACAGAAGUAAUUUUAUAAAUAACAGUAACUGUUUAACCAACCAUCUUCCAAAGAAGGUCUCGAUUCUUCCAAAGAAGGUCUUGAUUUCAUAUUUUUGGAUAACAUUUCAAAUCAUUUUAUAUUUUUGGAUAAAUCUUUCAAAUGUUUUAUUAUUUUUGGACAAACUUUUAAAAUGAUCAUAUGUAUAAAGAUUACAAAAUAAUAUAUAUAUUUCUAUUAACAUUUUUUAAACAUCUACCCAAAAAUAUUAAAUCAAGGCUGAAGUUAGCAAACUGUAUCAGAUCAAAUAAUUAUUGUGCAUUAAUAUGCCCAACCAACCACUUAAGUGAAAAAACUCAAAUUCCAGGUUGUCCUAAUUCUUGGAAAGACACACUAAAAUUUGAGUCUUUACUUGUGGUCUUUCUCAAAACAUUUUGCAGAAGUUUGAGAAAAACUUGGCCCAAAGCCCAGCCCCUUUGCUGCUUCUGCCAAAACAAUGAGAAAGUUCUGUACAAAGCCAUCCUGUAAACUCUGAGUAUCUCAGCCAUCCUAACCUGGGCAUACUGUAUGUCUUCAAGUAGUUUCCCAUCCUCCUAAUAGGAGUUUUGGGAGUCUUAGUUUUUGUUUGGUAUGACAGAAACCAGAGGAAUGCCAUGCACCAUAAUCACUGCAAAAUAUCCAUGCUGAGAGAGAUUCUGUUCUGAUCUCCUUAAAAUGUCCAAACUAGCUGUGACAAAAGAAGAACUGGAGAAAAUCCCAGACCUAUUGUAAUCCUAUUGUAAUCCCACUUAAAUAUACUAAGGGAAGUAGGGGCAGUGCAUCGCUCUAGCUAGAUCAGAUCCAAAAUGAUAGUAAUGUAGCCCAUGGAUCAGCACAGCUAGGGGAGUGGGCCCUUUACAGAGCCAGAAGGUAAUUUUCCCAUUUUUCACAGCGGUGGGGAAUGGCCAGGUUAAAUCGGGGGGUAGAUGGAGGAAAAAGUGGGCAUCCUGAGGUUUAGUGUGGAUUAGGCAGUGUUACAUGUGGUUGGUAGGUUCGAGCUCGUCUGUGGCUCCGAACCUGGGGGUGUAGCGGUGUCUGGGUACACCCCUACAAUCGAUAUGGUGGGUAGCGGUGUCUCAGUACACCCCUACAAUCUGGUGGAAAUGUGGUCAUAUUGGACGGCCAGUUUCUGUGUUAACAUGUUAUUUAGAUUGUUAUCUGUUGUUAUUAUUGUGGGGUCAUUGCCUGGGGUAUGUUACAUAUACAGGGAAUGUUGACUUUAAUAAGAUUUGUUGGCAAUGAUCCCAUUUGUUAUUCCUUAAUUAUUUAAUUAAUAAUUAAUAAUUAAUAAAGCUGUAGACUAAUAUUUCCAACAGUAUAACCUGUGUCUGUGUCUUAAUGGGGUUUGGGUAAGGUAAACGCAUAUGCCGGCAAAUCCGACUGUGCGUCUGUCAAAGUUAGUUCAACUUGCACCUGCAACCCAAUACCUUACCUUAGUCUUUCCCUUCAAGGGACACUGUAGGCACUUUACUACUUCAUCUCAUUGAAGUGGUUAUAGUGUCUGGAAUCCACUGGCACUGGCCUUUCAUUCGGCAAUAUAAAAAGUAAAAGAAAGGGAGUUGGGAGCACACCCAGAACAUGCAUUUCUCAGCAAUGUAGAAACAAAAGUGUAUACAAAAUACAGAUUAAGGAACAGUUUACACACAGAAAAAUACAGUUUUAAAUCUUACAAGGCUACUUAAAAUCACCUAUCUCAGCAAACAAAUAUGGGUAGUCAGUUCCCACAUAUGGCCAUAUUGUGUUAAGCCAAUCACUACAUCACAAUAACCCAAUACUGGUGGGUCAUACUCUAAUUUUAACAUGGGAGACAAAUUAAAUAGUGCUUGUGCUAAAUUAACUCAAGUGUACUUAAUUCUUCUCUUGUAAAAUCAUUGUGAUUAUAUAUAACGUAAAAUUAACGUGCUAAAUUUUUUUUUUACAAAAAAUUGUUUGAAAACUAAACAAGUAAAGUGAUAGUGCUUUGAUGUAUAUACUCGCAAUGCAUAUCGUAUAUCUGCACUAUAUCAAAUGAAAAUCAUAAUUAAAGUGGCAUUGCUAUCCAAUGCCACCUCAAAUUUAGAAUUUCCUGUGGUCACCUCCAAAGGGGAAUCUGAAGCUGGGGGGCGGGGUGAGGCGCUGUGCCCAAAAACAUAAAUUCAGCAUUAGUUUUUAAUGUCUCAUGAUAGACAAGUUUUUAUAGUUUUUAAUGUCUCAUGAUUGACAAGUCCCCCGUAGCCCAUCCCCCUAUGUUUUGCUUGGGCUACUGAGCAUUAGCCUAAGCAGUAUGGGCAGCUGUCAGGUGACCACAUUCAGCCUACUACAGUGCCCACUGCAGGCAUGCAUGGAUAUGACAACAAGGAAGUGUAUAAUCUCUGCCUCAGCCACACCUCCAGUGGGGGCUGGGCUGUGGGAAGCCAUGCACCCUAAUUCACUUUUAAAUUGCUUGAAAAUGUUUUAACAUUGAAUGGACAGACUGUGCCAGGGGACUCCAAGAACUAUAACCAGUUCGAUGAGAUGAAAUGGUUAUAAUGCCUACAGUGUCUCUUUAAGGCGGCACUGUCAUGUUUUUUUUUUUUUCUUUUUGGCCUUUUUUCUUUUCCUUUCUUUAUCCCCUUUCAAUGAAUACAAUUUUAUAGUCAUUGUAUCUUAAUGAUUAUACUUCCUUACUCACUACUUGCCUUUAUUUAUAUUUAUCAUGUUUUCUUCUUUACGCCAGAUCUCAAUACAAGUGUUUGCCCUUCUGUGGAAUUCUUUUGACUAAUGGAUUGUGAGUAAAUUAGCUUAGCGACUGAAAUUGAACUUUGCUUAAAGGACCACUCUAGGCACCCAGAUCACUUCAGCUUAAUGAAGUGGUCUGGGUGCCAGGUCCAGCUAGGGUUAACCCAUUUUUUUUAUAAACAUAGCAGUUUAACCCCUUAAGGACACAUGACAUGUGUGACAUGUCAUGAUUCCCUUUUAUUCCAGAAGUUUGGUCCUUAAGGGGUUAAGCAGGUUAAGCCUUCCUCCAAAGCCUCUAGCGGCUGUCUCAUUGACAGCCGCUAGAGGCGCUUGCGUGCUUCUCACUGUGAAAAUCACAGUGAGAGCACGCAAGCGUCCAUAGGAAAGCAUUGAAAAUGCUUUCCUAUGCGACCGGCUGAAUGCGCGCGCAGCUCUUGCCGCGCGUGCGCAUUCAGCCGAAUGGGCGGAGAGGAGGAGGAUCGGAAGAGGAGAGCUCCCCGCCAAGCGCUGGAAAAAGGUAAGUUUUAACCUCUUUCCCCUUUCCAGAGCCGGGCGGGAGGGGGUCCCUGAGGGAGAAUGUUUUCCUGGCACUAUAGUGGUCCUUUAAGCUCCGCAUAUUGCCAGAAAUUGACAAAGAUCAUGCUCCUCAUUUGCAAGAAUAGUCACAAUUUUUUCUUAUAUAAAACUAAAAAACUAAAGUAAAUUUAAAAAAAGUGAUGACUAGUAAAGACAAAACGAUAUCAAUGCUACUUUAUGGUUAUUCUAUGAGUUAAUUUAUACAUUUUUCCAAUAGUUGUCUAACUUCUAGGGUCAAAUCCCUGCUCUUUGUAACGCAAGACCCUGCAAUGCCUGAUUGCCUGAAGUGGUUGUGGUGGGGAGAGUUGGGUGGGUAAAUCUGAAUAUUCACUUACAGAUAGUCAGUGAGCAGGUGAUCAUUUCUGAGCCUUGUGUACAUUAAUGUGAGCAUGUCAGGUGGCAUAUAAGUGAUUGUAAGCACAUCUGAUGGUUUAAAAAUGAUUGUGAUCUCAUCCGCUUAUGUAGAAACCAUUAUGACCAAAGCAGGUGCUAUCUAAAGCUUUUUAGGCUCAUCAGAUAGUCUGUGUGUUAUUAUAUACACAGCAGAUGGUGUAUAUAAGUGAUUGUGGCUACAUCAGAUGGGCUAAAAGUUAUUCUAGGCACAUCAGAUGGCGUAAAAGUGACUCAAGUCACAUCAGCUGAUAUAUAAAUAAUCAAGAGUAAAGCAGAUGUUAUAGAAAGCAUUUUGAGUAUAGUAUUUUAUGUUACUAUGUGUGUAACAGAUGGUAUAUAAAUGAUUUUGCUUUAGACACCCUCUCCGAUUCUGUGCCCCAUGGGACUAGUUUAUGUUUUUUUAUUUAGAAUUUGUAUAUCACAUAAUUACAUUUCCAACAUAAUUCAAAAUGAUAUUGUCAUAGAGACUUUUAUAGAGAAUAUUGCAUAUUCAGCAAACGUUUGCAUUAAAGAAAUGUAAAACCUGCAUGCAAUGCAGAAUUUUUAUGAUUGAAUGUUCAUUAGUACAAGGUAAUUAUAAACUCUUACCAAAAGCUAAAUGUUCGCUACAAAAGAAUAGAAUUUCCACUGUAGUGAAAAUUAACCCGAAGCGAUGCUGAUUUUACACUUCCUACAUUCAACAAUAAAAUAAUCUGAUGGAUAGUUUCUUGGUCAUCAAAUCAUAUCAAGAAGUGGGAUACGAACCAAGAAUAAGUGCUAAUGGUUCAACGCCUGAAGUGAUCACAAAAUUAAAAAAAAAAGUAAAUAAAAAAGAUUGUGCCUUAAAGGCUGAUCUUGAAAUAGUCAUUAAAAGCCAUGUAUCAGUGUUUGCAGAUGACACAAAACUUUGUAAAGUAAUAAAAUGUGAGCAGGAUAUUGCUUUGUUGCAGAGAGAUUUGGAUAGAUUGGGGGACUGGGCACUAAAAUGGCAGAUGAAAUUUAACAUAGAGAAAUGCAAAGUUAUGCACUUCGGGGUUAAGAAUGCACAAGCAACUUACACACUAAAUGGUAGUGAAUUAGGGAUAACCACACACGAGAAGGAUUUGGGCAUUGUUAUAGACAACAAAUUAGGCAGCAAAAUGCAAUGUCAAUCUGCAGUUGCUAAGGCCAGUAAGAUUUUGUCAUGUAUAAAUAGGGGCAUAAAUUCUCGGGAUGAAAAUAUAAUUUUGCCUCUUUAUAAAUCGCUGGUAAGACCACACCUUGAAUAUGCUGUGCAAUUUUGGGCGCCUGUUCUAAAGAAGGAUAUCAUGGCACUGGAGAGGGUCCAGAGACGAGCUACAAAAUUGAUAAAAGGAAUGGAGCAUUUUAGUUAUGAAGAAAGGUUAAAAAAAUUAAAUCUGUUUAGUUUGGAAAAACGGCGCCUGAGAGGGGAUAUGAUAACUUUAUACAAAUAUAUUCGGGGCCAGUACAAACCUUUAUCUGGAAAUCUAUUCAUAAACAGGGUUAUACAUAGGACACGAGGUCACACAUUUAGGCUGGAAGAAAGGAGAUUUCAUCUAAGGCAAAGAAAAGGUUUUUUUACAGUAAGAACAAUAAGGAUAUGGAAUUCUCUGCCUGAAGAGGUGGUUUUGUCAGAGUCCAUAUAGAUGUUUAAACUGAAAUUGGAUAAAUACUUACAAAAACAUAACAUACAGGGAUAUAAUUUCUAAUUAGUGGGGUAAUAGCUGAUUGAUCCAAGGAGACAUCUGACUGCUAUUUUGGGGUCAAGAAGGAAUUUUUUCCUAGUUUGUGGCAAAAUUGGAAGUGCUUCAGACCAGGUUUUUUGCCUUCUUUUGGAUCAACAGCAACAACAUUUCUGAGGAAGGCUGAACUUGAUGGACGCAAGUCUCUUUUCAGCUAUGUAACUAUGUAACUAUGUACAGCUUAUUUUAUUUGUUUUCGUGAGUAUAAUCAGUCCCUUUAAGCUUUUUGCAGUAAACACUGUUUUUCAGAGAAAAUGCAGUGUUUACGUUACAGCAUAGGGAUACAUCCACUGGCCACUCCUCAUAUGGCUGCUAGAUGUGCUCCCUGGGGCAGUGCUACACAGUGUGCAGCACUGACAUUCAGUGUCUCCACCUCCUGCACAAAGACACUGAACUUUCCUCAUAGAUAUGCACUGAUUCAAGGGGCUCUGCCCCUGAUCUGCCUCUUUGAUAGUCUCAGACAAUCCUAUGUAAAAGCAUUGUGAUUGGCUCAGAGAAUAACUUUUAAUGAUGUCAUCCAAGCAGGCAGGUCAGGGGCAGAGCCAGUGGCUACAGACCUAGACAAAAGUAAGAUUUCACUAUAUUUAGGUGAGUCAAGGGGGACCAGAGGGGCCAGAUGGUGGUUUUAACACUAUCGGGUCAGGAAUAGAUGUUUGUGUUCCUGGGAAAUGUAGACAGAAGACUUAUAUUUGAUUUGAUCAUUGUCUAAUAAAGGAAAACUCAUUUUUGUUUUACACUUACAAAUGUCAAAAUGAUAACAUCACAGAUUCAGUGCAAAUUGUCAUAUUAAUUUGUAAAAUUCACACAAUAUUUACUCCUAAAGUAGUGGUUGUACUAUGCAGCUCGUUAGGUGCUGCUGCUGAUUAAAAUGUGUUGUCAGAGCAAAAAACUAAACGAAAACAGUUUGCUUCUCGCGGAAUAGGCUGGGACAAAUUUGAACGUGUUUCAACAGAUGGUGGGAAAAGACAUGAAUCUGUGAUUUGCGUGAUAAGGCGAAUAUGCAAUGGCGUGAUAUUGUUAGCCUCUAAACUUUGUUUGUUGUUUCACUGUGUCAAUCGUCAGGAGAUCAGGAGACAUUAUGCUGCAAACCAUUAUCACUAAAAAUUUUUAUAGAGAUUGCAUUUUCAUUAGGGAAUUACAUUGGAUCAAAUGGAUUGACUCAUCACCAGUUCCAGCAUUUUAUUUGGAAGAACCUGACAAUGAGGUACAUUACACAGCAGUUUAAUGGUUGACAAUAAGUGCUUUACUGAAACAUUUUAUUGUUUUUUUUGUUUUUUUUUUAUUGCAACACUGAAUGUCAAUUAAUUUCUAAUGCUUAUGCAUUCCAGUUUUGUCUCAUGUGUGAAUUGACUGUUGGCUGACAUCAGUGCUAUCAAUUAACGAACACAACAAGGGGAGUCAAAACACUUUUAAAAAGUGGAAAAUAACUCAGUUUGAUAAACUAGUUCCUACAACUACAUUAACUUGAAAAUGUUACAAUAAUAGGGGGAAAAAAAUACACACAACACAUAUACAGAGUCAGGAAAAGCAUAAUAUUAUGCAACCAUUUCCAAAAGGUUAGAUAGUGUAUAAAAAAUAACGAACUUUUAAAGUGUAAACUCAAGGUAAUGGUGAAUGUCUCUCUGGUUUGUUUUCCGAUGUUAAAUCUCUCACUGUAAAUUAAAAUUAUUGUAUAAAUAUAUUAUAGGGGUGGUGUCUAGUAACCAUAACCACUUUGAGCUCUUUGUUGUUGUUAUUGUACUAGGCAUCUUGGGAAAAUCCCCCUCCCCCUAGUUUUAAGCAGUUUUGACAAAAACUGGACAUCUUCUGACACUCAUUGCUCAGCUGGAAAUAUUUUGACAAAAAAACAACAACAAACAAGCAAAUUCAUUGGAACUUUUCAACUUUGAAGACUCUUUGCACUCGAAACACUACAAAAAGUUAUAGUUGCUAUGGUGCUUAGACGGCCAUUUUAAAGGUGAAAUAUUUAGGUGGUUAUGGUGCUGGACAGAAGAGCUUGUAACUCCAGAUACAAGCACUGUUAAUUUGACAGCUGGGAAUUGCACUUCCUGGAUCUCAUACCAAUCUAUACCAAUGAGUUAGUAUGUCAGUUGGAGAGACAUGCAGGAGUGACUUGUUUCUAUGAAGCUGCUGACAGUGGGGUGUUUGGACAGCGCAUCACCAAAGAGACAGGUUACUCCUUAGACUUUAAAGCACUUGCUCUUGGCGAGCAGCGUCUGCAGUCUCUCAAAUCAGAUUACUGUGUGGCUAAGACCUAGGAAGUGUGACUCUUUGAAUGACAGGACAUUAAAGGACCACUAUAGGCACCCAGACCACUUCAGCUCAAUGAAGUGGUGUGGGUGGCAGGUACAUUUAGGGUUAACCCUGCAGCUGUAAACAUAGAUGUUUUAGAGAAACUGCUAUGUAUACAAUAGGGUUAAACCAGCCUCUUGUGGCUGUCUCAUUGACAGCCGCUAGAGGCGCUUCUGCGCUUCUCACUGUGAAAAUCACAGUUAGAAGACGCUGAUAUCCAUAGGAGAGCAUUGAGAAAUACUUUCCUAUGGACCGCAUUCGGCGGAUGACGUCGGCAGAGGGAGGAGAGUUCCCCAGCGCUGAGGGAGCCCGGCGCUGGAGAAAGGUAAUAAUUUCUUAUGCAUUCAUAAAAAUGUUAAAUCUAAAGCCCUGUUUUGACACAAUUAAAAAAUUGGAUUGUUGGGUAGCAGGCACCGUAUUCUAACACCAUAACCUCUCCAAUCAGCUGAAGUGACUACGGUUUUUAAUGUGUCCCUAUAAUAAUAAAAACUUGAACCAGUUACCCUUUCUAGAGCUCCAAAUGGGUUUUUUUCAGAGAUACUAUUUAUGGAGCAAUAAUAAGAAUAAUAAGAAUGGAAAGGAUUUUAUGCUGCAGUUAUAAGCAAUUAAGUUCUAUCGUCAUUGCAAGGAGCAUACAUUGUUAUGAUACUAUCAAUAUAACUAUGAUUGUGAUCACCAAUAUGGGGAAAUGUUAGAAGAAAUUACUGAAUGUUAUAUGCAGUCUGUCUUUUUUCCUUUGCAUUAUACUGAUUUCUGCUUGAUUUAUACAUUCUCCCACUGACGUGCUUAAUAUCUUGUUUCUUUUAUUUUACUAGUUAAAUACAUGAAAGAAAUUUCUCCGUACUUCAAAGGAUCACCACCUAGUGGCUCCAAUAGUUGGGAUUCCACUCCACCAGUCACUCCACUCAAGAAGGGUUCUCCUGCUCUGCCCCCGCGGGACAUAAAGGAUGGGAAGAGCAUUCCACUGAAGAUGUGUUAUGUGUCCCGAAGAUUCAUACCCUCAGAUCUUGAGCCCAGGUGGGAAGAAUAUAAGAGAGGCUAAUAUUCAGAACCUAGCGCACUCACUCACUGAACUAUAAACUAGCAUCACAUUCCAUAAAAUAUAAAAGUUAUUAAAAACACAAAUAAUGGGGAUCUAGUUACAGUAUAUGAUCAUACAUGGCAUUAGCCUGUCACAACAUCAAUGUAAGUCAUUUUGGCAGGUCCUAUUCUGCCAAGCUAAUUCCUAUGGGAUUAACUCAGUUACAUGGGAUAUCCAUUUGGCAAUGGGCAAGAUGCCAACUGGAGUUUGUUCAGACUUCAAUAUAGCGUAUAGAAGAGAAAUGCUGCGCUCACCUGAAAAUGCAUAUUUUAUAAGAGAACAGCUAAACUAAUAUAUGCAACAUAAAAAAAAGUGCAGUGUACUGUAUUUUCUAUUUUUUGGAGUCUGUCCAAACUCUGGUUUGCAUAUAAACUCCCUACCAGAUCAGUGCAAGGCUUACACUCUAGAAUUUUUAAGGACUACUCAUUCAAGAUAUAUACUGAGACAAAGUAGGGACUACUUUGUCUCUGUAUAUUUUCUACGCCUGACAUGUCUAGACACUCCCACAUUCUAGAAGUGUCAAUCCACAUAGCGGUCACCAGUGACGGAAUUAUCAGGGGAAGGCAACCUCCAGCACUCCAGAUGUUGUGGACUACAUCUCCCAGAAUGUUCUUAUUGCCAUAAUGCUGGCAAAGCAUCAUGGAAGAUGUAGUCAACAACAUUUGGAGUGUCGAAGGUUGCCUACACCUGGUCUAUAUCUGUGGAGGAUCUCAGGGUCUUGUGGGAUCCUCCAUUGACCUCAAUGCUGUACUCCUACAAAUGCGUGAGUUCAGCAGAGACUUUGGCUCCUGGCGCUUCAGAGGACCAGGAGAUAUAACUCACCUUUACCUAGCUAACCCACCCUCCACCCCCAUCCCCUUCCACUGGACCACAGCGGCGAUAUCAUGAAUUCUGCAAAGUCUCCAGACGGUGAUCAUGGCGCUUUAAUUAUGUCUCUUGCUUGGUUAUUAUUAGGAUAGGUGUGAAAAUGGAAGCGGAUUAUAGAUUUAGUAAAAAGUGAGAAACAUGAAGUCACCAGCCAAGUAUGAUGAAAAUAUGACACAGGAUACAUAAGACACAUGUACAGGAGUUUUCCCAUGAUUUGCCUGGUGGGUGAACAUUUUUGUUUUGAAAGCUAAAUACGUGUUAAUUUUGCCUACACACAGUUCCGUGUAGAAAAGAAAUGUAGAGGCAAACUCAUAUAGGCCACCAUGUUUUAAAAGGUAACCUGUGAAAUUUUCAGCUUGGGACCAAAGGGUUACAUAUUAUGUUUCCAAAAAUACAGUUCCAAUCUCAUGCAUGACCUAUACAUGUAGGUUAUAUUUUUACUUUAACAUCAGCUAUAAAGUUUGAUUUCUCACAAUACCAUCUUUGUGUUUCAUUAUUUGUUGCUCUGCAGAUACCUAGAAAUUUGCUCAGCAGAUGGCCGAGAUGUUUUAUUCCUGCGGGCGAAGGACGAGGGUACAGCUCAGUCUUGGUUUAAUGCCAUCCACACCAAUGUUUCUUGUCUUAUACCACGAAUUCGAGACGACAUCAAGCAGUAUCUAGGCAAAGAGGUUAAACACAUGGGUUGGCUGACUGAGCAGGUAACAUACAAUUUCUGGGUCCAGAAUGUGAUGACUUCAUUGUAGUGCAGUUUAGAUAUAGAAAAUAUUGGACUUUAAAACCACAUUUAUACCAGCACAUUACUCACUGGAUAUUACAGAGGAUGGGAUUCGAAUACAGCUAGAGAUCUAUAAUCAGUGUUAAUGAAAGUCAACCAGAUGUCUCUCUGUUUUGAUUGCCAGCUCACCCAGGAUGGCAAGCGGAAUCUUCUGGCCAUUCUUACAGAGAAGGAUCUCUUGUUAUACAACAGUCUCCCACACACCCGAGAGGGCUUCAGCAAACCAGCUUUCUGCUAUCCUCUCAUUGCCACAAGGUAAGAAAAACAGUGAAUCAACAAGCUUUCAAAUAUGUGACUUUAGUCGAAAAUGACCUGUUUGCUUACAAAAUGUAUAAUUCACGGGACCAGAGUAGGCUACAAAAACAAAUCCUGGACACAGUUCACAAAACAACCAAACCAAAAUACAUUCUAGCUGAUUCAGCUUCCCUCUAGUGCAAAAGUAUCAGAUUCCCUUCACUAAUUAUGCAAAACAAAACUGGGCAACAAAGAAAAAGGGAAUAGCACAGAGAAUAAAUAAAAGGCACUUAGAAUGAAAAUAAUAUAAACCCACUGCACAAAGUGAAAAAGGCUAAUUCAAUGUGUUCAUUUAUCAUUUAUUUUAACAAACUAAAAAUAAAAAAGUUAUAUUUUUUUUUUUGUCAAUGUAAGUAAAACAAACAAAUAAAAUCACUGAUAAUUUAAGGCAGCAUGCACCAUCUUUUAAGCAAAUAUACAAACCAAAAUAAAGCAAGAACAACUUAGAAAAGUAUGUAAUAAACAUUUCUAAAUGGACUAUAACUUGGUCAGAUUGCAUUGUGGGACACACCUCUCAGCUACGGGAGAUCAGCCCCUCUUACCCACCUAUCUCAGUUGGAAACCACUAAAGGCAGAAACACAACAUCAAUUCGUUUUUUUCAUUUUUCACACACAAACAAAUAUGAACGCUAACUUUGGCCAGUGUUUGUGGCUAAGUGGCUACUAAAAAAGACCGGACAUACCCCAUUUGUAAUACCUUGGGAUGUCUACUUUUGCAAAUCAUAUCCCAUCAUGGGGGUAAUUUUCAUUCCUGUACUACCAUUUUGUCUCAAAGGCAACAUAACCAGUCUGGCAAAUUUCAAUGUGUAUAAAUUGAAAAAUGUAACAUGCUAUAUUUGACCCUGUAACUUUCCAAAACACCAUAAAACCUGUACAUUGGGGGUACGGUUUUACCCGUGAGACAUCGCUGAAUACAAAUAUGUGUGUUUUAUUGCAGUAACAGCCGACAGUAUUAUGACAUUCACAAUUAAAAUGCCAUGCAAAACUAAAAAAAAGUCUUAAUUUUUCAUUUUUAAAAAAUAUUUUAUUCAUAUUAAAAUAAUGUGUAAUAUAUAAAUAUUUGAUGUGACAUGAAAGCCCUUUUUUCGUGAACAAAAUUAUAUAUAAUAAGUGUGGGUGCACGUAAUAUGAAAGAGGUGAAUUACAGUAGAACAGACAUAUAGCGCAAAUUCAAGGUUUUAUUUUUGUUUUGUUUUGAUCACAAGUUGUACAACUGCCCCAGUCCUUAAGAGGUUAAGUAAUGUCACUAAACAUAAACAUAAAAUUCCAGAUAAAGAACACAAACAAACAAGUAGUUCAGAAUCUCUGUAGAAGAGAGAAACAGACUCGCCCAGGUAUGAGAUACCAGUCCAGUUUUCAUUUGAUGGGGAUACAGGGCUGGCGCAAGAAUUUUUGCUGCCACAGGCAAAACAUAUUUUUGCCAACCCCCAUAUGCUGUACCCACUAUGUGACAUCUAGCUUGCCUACUUACCACCAGAUGAGGACGAGAGGAUGAUGAUACAGUCUGGCUCCGCUGGUCUGGUGUAGAACAGGCUCUCCUCAGGCCGUUUGUAACUUUGCUCACAAAAAUCAAUGCCCCGGGGAACAAGAAGCAGCUUCUUUUAUGAGGCCCCUUACACAGCUCAAAGUCUCGGCCCCCAGUGCCUGACCGUGAGUAUGCCCACAAGGUCUGCCCGUAAGUCCACCUACAUGGCCCACCAAUGAGUUCGCUAACAGGGAGUAGAGUGUAUGUGUGUAGGGGAUGUGUUAUUGUAGAGGAUGUAAUGUAGUGUGUAGGAAUACAAUGUAGUGUGUGUAAAGGGGAUGCAGUGUGUGUGUAGUGGAUGCAGUGUGUAUGUGUGUAAGGGAUGCAUUGUGUGUUUCUCUGUGUGUGUGUGUGUGUGUGUGUGUGUGUGUGUGUAUGUUUGUAAGGGAUGCUUACAAAAAGGUGUGUUUCUAUGUGUGUAUUUUAUGCAUUGUGUUAUUCUGUGUUUGUAUGUUUAAGGGAUGCAAAUGUGUUUCUCUGUAUGUAAGGGGAGCAUUGAGUGUGCGUAAGAGGUGCAUUGAGUGUGUGUGUUUGUGUAUGUGUAGGGGAUGCAUUGUGUGUUUAUAUAUGUAAAGAAUGCAGUGUGUGUGUGUAUGGGAUACAUUGUGUGUUUCUGUGUAUGUGUGCAAGGGAUACAUUGUGUUUGUGUGUGUGUGUAAGGGAUGCAUUGAGUGUUUCUGUGUGUGUGUGUGUGUGUGUGUGUAGGGUUGUAUUGUCUGUUUCUGUGUGUAGGGAUGCAUUGUGUGUUUGUGUGAGUAGGGUUGCAUUGUCUGUUUCUGUGUGUGUAGGGAUGCAUUGUGUAUAUGUGUGUGUAGUGUGAAAGAGAGAGUUUGUGGGGUAGGAUGGGGGCUUGAGUCUUGCCAGGGAAAGAGUGGGGAGCAGCUUUUUAUUUUUAUUAUUAUAUUUAUUUUGUUAAUAUAUUUUUUUUAAAUGGUGGGAGAGGAUUAAAAAUCACUAUUUGCCUGCACUACACCAAAAUAAUAAUAAAAAUCUCCCAUAACACCACCCAUACUUAGUUCUACUAUGAAAAGCUGCCACAGCAAGGCCAGCUGUAAUGGUGUGUCUUAGAUUCCCCAAGCAAAUUAGAUUAACAACCAUCAAAACACAAGUUAGCAAAAUAUCUCUGCAACGGAAAGUACUAAUAAAUUGGUCUCUUGAAUAACUUGGAUCUUGCUAGCGUGGAUCUUUACAAGACAAAGGCAAAACUUAAUAAAGGAAUAUUUAUUGGGAACAAAACUGUCACAGCACAUACGUUAGAAAGAUAUAUGACAAACAAUUUACACCAACAGCAGUAAAAAAAAUAAAAAGGAGAAAUUAACAGAUAUUCUGAUUACUUACCUCACUGUUACAAUACUGGAGUUUUCAGCCUGUGGGAGCUCCGAUAGAAACUGUCACUCAUCCAACUUAUAUCUGGCUUCUAGAUAACACAUGGAUCAUUGGCAUUCAUAAAUUUUAAAAAGAUUUCCCCAUAUCACAUUUCCAAGCCGGCCUGGGAGGAGGUAUAAGGUGAGAGGAAGUAUAAGGCAAAAGGAAAGGCUUGACUGUAAGAAGUUGCCCUCCCAUGCCCUUCCUUUGUUUAAAUCGAACCCCAAUCUAUAUGGUAAAAUGUAUUAAUAUCUUGUUGUAGUUGUUGUCUGGCCACAGAAAUAAUUCUUACAUCUGUGAAUUUGUUGCAGUUUAUAAAUUUCAUAGAAAUGUUCAAUUCCUUGUUACACUCUUAUAAUACAGCGGACUUCACAGUUCCUUCAAAAUGGCCCAGGUUACCAUAGUCCUGUUUGGAUUCCCCUUGUAGGGUAUGCUGUCACCGUUAUGAAUAUUUAUACCAAGGGCACGAUUAUUCAUCCCUGAUAAUUAUUGUUUUUUUUGGUUAUGCCCCUUGGCAAAGAAUUGUCUGCUAAAUGCUAUUGGUCUCUUAACAUAUUAAAAGAGCCAAGGACUGUGAAGUAAGGUAAAAUGGGUUGCAGUCAUCCAGUCUUAAAAAAGGAUAGAUAUCAUGCAAUGUGUGUGUAAAAUUGCAAUAGUGGUGGAAAUUGGCAAAACAUGAUACUAGAAUUUCACUUUAUGAAAUUCUCAAUAUUUAUGGUCUGGUGAGAGAAUUGAUUUAAGUUGUGUUGGUGCCUGGACUGUGCCUUUUAAUAAUUAAAAUCAGAGACCUAUUCAUGCGUGAUACCAGUGUAGAAUAUAUUGAUGUACCUUUUAUUAUUCAGAAGGAACUUCAUAGGUUAGUGAUUAUACUGUCCUCAUUUGAUAUAUUGUUAUCACAAGGCAAAUUUAAACAUUUACAAAUCCGAGGAAGGACAGGAAGUCAAGGGCCAGGGAUUUGGGGGUGCUGAUGAAGAGUAGAUGCUGAUCUAAGGUCAGAUGAGUUGAACUUAGGUGAACUGGUAAAGAAACAGGAAUUGCCCACACAUUGGCUUACUACAGACAGCUGUCUCAACAUGAUGAGGCUUGUCUUACCUCAACAGUGUUAUUGUUUCUCGUCAUGUUGUCAAAAAGCAGUACACUGCAAGGUGAAACACCUGUGUUUAAGAAUAAACAGUGUGUUUAAAAUAGGAGGUCAAUGCUUUUGUAAGAUACAGAAACAACAUGGGCCGGAAACCUAUUGAACAACGGUGAUGUUUGUGUUGAUUGCAAUCGCUUUAAAGCUUAUGUGUAUGAGGCAGGUGCUUAAAGUUUUCAGUUUGAAUAGUAAAGACAUAGGUGUGCACAAACAAAAAAAAAUACCCUCUAAACACAAUCUAAAAUAGUGUUUUAGAAAAUGUAGAACAAAGUACAUGUUUUAUUUUUCUGCUCAAUGGCCAGGUGUAUACAGAUAUAGUCAUGAUUUGUUUAUCUUUAAAAACACAACUUAACGUAAACCCAGGCACAAAAAAAGCAAAACAUGGUAAUUAAACAAAGGAAAGAAUAAUGCAAUUUAACCCCAAAGUUUAUCAAAUGGUUGUACUACCAUCUAGUGGUAGAAUCUAAUAACUGUAACCAUUUGCAGAUUUUUGUGUUAGUAUUUUAGGAUUGGUUGUAAAUGAAUCUGAUUAUCUCCCAGCCUUUUGCUCUGAACAGAAGUGGACAUAUUACUAUGCAUAGGCGUACCUAAGUUACAUGGCACCCGGGGCGUAAAAAUAUUCUGACACCCCCACCACCACAAUCUGUAAAAAAAAAAAAAAAAUACACAAAUGAGCAAAUCAUUGAUAUACACACAUGGACAUAUAUACACUGACAAACACAGAGUGAUAUACAUACACACUCAUACACAAAUACACACACAGACUAAUAUACACACAUUGACUCAAACGUGAGGAAAGAGAGACCAGUCCUGCAACUGGAAGCAGGGGCUAGAGCGAGGGCCCCCUUCCUUGGCCGGGGCGAAGAGCCCGACUGCUCAGUCUGCCCCUAAAUAGCACCUCCAUGGACCGCCCUCCUCUUAGUACGUCGCUGUUUCUAUAAACUGUUUGAUGAUGCUUAAUGUCAAAGGAAAUAAUAGUUAGAAUUUUUGUUUUGUUUUAUUAAGAAAAUAACAAGAAUGAAAUUGUGCAUCUUUAAAUAUUAGCAAUUUUUUUUUUAAAUGAAUUGUGAUGAUGUAAUAAAUACUUAAUAACAGAGGAAUGUUUGCAUUGCAAAUAAAAUGUUGCAUUAAUUAGCAUACUGUAUAAAAUGAAUGUGCUGUGUUUAAAAUAGUAUGGCACUACUGGAAAGAUAUUUGUAAAAAUACAUUUGAAUUUAUGUUUGCUGUAUCUUUUGUUUAGAACAUAAUAUUUUACAGAAUGCAUACGACCAACUUGUCAUGCCAAUGUUGCCGUUUUCCACUUCCUUUUUAGACUUGUACACUCUGGUCCUUCAAAAAGCUCUCAAAUGUAUGAUACAGAGUUGGCAUUUGCUCUACGUUCUGGCACUCAGAAAGGAGUAGAAACUCACCUUUUCAGUGUGGAAACGCAUCGCGAGUUGGCAGAAUGGACGCGGACACUAGUUGAUGGUUGUCACAGUGCAGCUGAGCUCAUACAAGAAGUGACCACAGGUAAUAGGCAGCUAACUGCUUUAACAUUGACAGAAACUGUGAAAAUAUAUCAAAACAUAAAUCUAGACUUGCUUCUAGCAAUAGACAUGGGUCUUGAUAGUAAUAGAGGCCUGGUUCUAGAAAGAUUCGCCUAGACAUGAGAAUAGAAUGAUUGAUAAAGAGAGAAAUGUAGUAAACUAUGGUUCUAGAAAUUAAUUUAAUGAGUGGUUUAAACCUAGAAAUGGAUCUAGGCAUGGAUGUAAAGAGAGUAAUUUAGCUAUGGAUAUAGAGAGACCAGUAUAGACAUGGGUUAAGAUAUGCAAAUAAUUCUACAGAUGAGACUAGAAAUACAGGUGGUUUGAAACACAGGCCUACGAGUAGAUCUAGAGAGUGUGAGGGCUAUAUACAUGAGUCUAGCAAUAAAUAUGGAUCUAGAGAGAUUUGUCUAGGCAUCAGUAUAGAGCGUGAUCUAAAGAGAAAGAAAUGGAUCAACAUUCAAUAUUUACAAAUGCAACUGGAGGCAUGUCUAGAAAAUAAACUAGAGGUUGAGUAUAAAAUUGGAUCUGAAGAUUUUCUAGAUAUGGGUCUAAGUGAUAUGGAGAUCCAGAAUUUGAUCUAGACACGGAAGCCAUGCUAUGGGUUUACAGAUGGAUCUGCAAAUGUGUGUAAACAUAGAGGGACAUCUAAAAAUGGCUGUAUAAAUUGAUAUAGCAAGAAUUAGCUCUAGCGAUAGAUAUAGUUAUGAAUAAAAUAGAUCAACAAUGUUAAGAUACAAAACAAAAAAAAUAUUAAUUUAAGCAUACACAAUAAUCUAAAAAAUGCAUAUGCAGAAAAUAUAAAAGGAAACACUUAGAAAAAGUAGAGUCUCUUGAGGUUCUAUAAUGUAAGCCAACCAAAUAGAGACUGGUGACCAAAUCAUAGAAUACUCACCACAGAUGAGAAUUUUCUGAUUGCAGGCAGAGUUUAUCUAUGAAAAGAAUCAACAUUGUAUGGUGAGAUAAAGAAAUCACUUAAAAGAAUUAAACACUGCUGGAAAAUUAGAUCUCUGCAAAACUAAACAAAGCAAUCCUUAAUGUUCUCCUAGAUAUGGUCUAGAAAAGCAUCAAGACAUUGGCCUAAAGCAUAAUCUUGACUAAUUUCAAAGGAACAUGGUCUUGAGACUAGAAAAGGACUUGGGAGUGAAUCUAGUGAUAGCAAAGGUUGUAUGCAGUGGUCCAUACAUGAAUUUGGAGCUGGAGAUAGAGCUAGACAUGGGUCAACAAUUUCUGUUAGAUUUCUGGUAAUAGUCAUUUCCAGUUAUAUGCAGGAGCAGGUUCGAACCACUGAUCUAGGCUUUAGAAAAGGAAUUUAUACAGCGGUCUAGAGAAUUAUCCAAGGGUUUAUUUGAGUAUGAAGAAAACUCUAGACUUGAGUUUAUAUAUGGAUCUAGAGAGUACUCUAUACAUAUGUGAUCUAGAUAGACCUAUAGAUGAGCCUAACUGUACAUAGUGGUCUAGAGAGAGGGCUAUAUAUAGAGAACUAGUGCGGUUAAUCUAAACAAAAGUUUAGAUAUUCAUCUGGGAAUUUGUUUAUGUACAGAUAUAGAGGGGAUAUGGGGAAGAUAAAGGAGAAUCUUGUCAUGGGACUAGAGAUUAAAUCUCGAAAGGAGAUGAUCUAGAGAAAUUGAUUUAGCCAUGCAUCCAGAGAUAGGCAUUAAUCUAGACAUGGGUCUGGAGCAAUGAUUUGAAACCCACACCUUAAGACUCAUGGACAGUUUAGUAUUUAGUAUUUAUAGUAUUUUAGCAUAUCACAGUUCUUUUCCAUUUAGGAUAUUUGGUGCUCAUUGAGGAUUGGAUAGGGAACCAUUGGUCUAGAGAUCUAAAAUUGCAUAUAUAUAUCUAGAGGGAUGAAUGGGUGAAAUGGGUGAAAGGAUGUAUUUAGACCUGGGUAUAGAAAAGUGUUUACAAAGGGUUCUAGACAUGGGUCACUAGAAGUUUCUAAGUAGGGAUUCAAAGAGAAUUUAUACAUAAGUCUUUUAGAUAAAGGUCUUGACAUGAUCUAAAUAUAGAUGUAGACAAAGGCAUACGUUUAGCCUGGUCAUGGGUCUAGUUGGAUGUAAAAAGAGUUCUAAACAUGGAUCAAGUUAUAGAUAUUGAUCUAAAAAGGCAUCAAGAGAUGGACUCAGAGAUAGAGAAGUAAGUAGACAUUGCUUUAGGGAUUGAUAUAGACAUAAUGCAAGACAAUCAUUUAUAUAUGGGUCUAGAGAGAAGUAGGUCUGACUCUAGAGAUGUAUCAGAAAGUGAGAGAGAAUGAGGCAUGUGUCCAGGUUUGGAAAUAGACAAAGGCCGAGAGACGAUAAAUGAAUAGAUCUGCCCAUGAAGGUGUGGUUAGGGCUACAUAAACAAAGUGAUUUAACUAAUUGGCAACGAAUUUAGCAGUGAGACAGAAUGGGCAUCAUAUGUACAUUACAACCACUUUAUUAAGCUAAAGUUGUUAUGUUUGUUAGAGUGUCCCUUGAAAGAAAUACACACUAGUUGUGAAUUUCUAGACUAGCUUCACUGGAGUCAUAAACAUUGUAUGCUAGUGAUCUGCAUUUGUAUUUUAAUUUAUAUGACAUUUAUAUAUGACCCACACUACCUUCUAAUUCUUUUAGCAUGUACGUGGGGUGGGAAGGAGUGUGCUCUGUCCAUUCACAUUGAUCAUGGAUUCACCCUCUUCACGGAGGAGCCUGGUCUAAAUAGGAUUAUCCACCUCCAUAAGUCUUUUGAGAAGCUCCGAAUGUCUUCAGAUGAUGGAGCAAGGAUGUUAUAUCUGGAUUUUGGAAAUCCCGAAGGCGAACUUGUACGUAAAAAAGGCAAUAAUUCCAUCCAAAUCUCUCUACAUAACUAUGAUAAAUACAUAGAUAAUGUUUCUCACUAACAUGUCUCUCACUUUCCCACCAGAAACUGGAUCUUCACUCCUGUCCCAAAACCAUUGUCUUCAUCAUUCACUCGUUCUUAUCAGCCAAAGUGUCCCGUCUUGGCCUUCUAGCAUAAGCAAAGAGGCAUUGUGGACUUCUGCCAGCAAUCAUGCGGGUCCAUGGACUAACUCGCUACUGAGAUCAUGAAAACUACCAAAAGAGUCUGGGAAGUUCUCAAUAUCUUCAACUGAAUAUGUGUGCAUAUAUAUAUAUAUAUAUAUAUCCACAAACGAUGUAUGUAUGCCUUUGCCACAUAUAUGUAUAUUCACUCAAAUAUGUAUAGUAUACAUUUGAGUGUGUAUAUAUACACAGAAACACAUAUAUAUAUAUAUAUAUAUGUAGAUGCGUAAUGGUUUGAUAUACUACAUACAUAAACAAAGCACAUAUUGCAUAUUGCUCCAGAAAUCACUGUUUCAAUAAUGUGGGAAUGGAAGGGUUAAAGAACAUUAAAUACCGGUGCUAUUACAUCACUAGCAUUACUAAUCAAAAUACUUGUUAGCCACAUCACCGAGAACAAUUUCAACCAAUUCGCAAAGAUACAGCAUUCUGUUCUUUAAGUGUGAGUUGACAAAUGAGGUCUCUACAAUUUAAUGAAUUUGGGAUUUUUUUUUUAGAGUAUCACUAAUUAUUUUGCCCUAAAUGUUGCAACUCCGUCAUUGGUCCCUCACAGCUCACUAUUUCAUAAAUAUACCUUAAAGUGGUUUUUCUUUUCUGAAAUUGAAAAAAAAAGAUACAUUUAGUGUCUGUUAAGAAAUAUCGUGCCUUAUAUAUAUAUUUUUUAUAUUAACGAUUAAAUGCACAAUAUUAAAGAAGCACAUAAAUUAGUUAUUACAUACAGGAUAGAUAAGGAAAGAUAUUCUGUGCCUUCAAGUGACUGAUAUAGUAUCCACUGUCAAAUCAUUAAAAUACUUUGUAUGAAGCUAAACAAACAAAUUAUUAAAAUAUCUGCUUUACCGUUUUAAUCAGAUUUCUUGUGGCAGCUUUUGAUUUUAUAUAUUUUGUGCAUUUUGUUAAAUAAUUAUAUAUACAUAUACCAAGAUAUAAUAAUGAGAUGCAUUAGAAGCAGAUAUAAUUUUAUCACUGUUUAAGUGAAAAAUAUAUAUGAUUAAUUUAGGGAUUCUUUUAUUUUUUAAUCAGAGCACAAGAUUUUAUGUAAAGAUUACCGUUUCCAAUUUAUGAGCCCCAUACAGAGAAGCACACUAAGCACCAUAAUCACUGUAUCUCAUUGUAGUAACAUUAUAGUAACUGUAGUUACUACAGCCCCUUCCCUUGGCUGUGGUUUGACUAAUGUUGACCUCUACUUGAAUUGGGUUUUAGCCUCAGUUGUUGUCAAGGAUUGACACAAUGGAGAAGGGCAACACCCAAAGUUUCCUUGCACCAUAGCCACUUCAAGGAACUCUAGUGGUUAUUAUGGUUCUUAAAGUGCCAGUUUCACCAGAUUCCUUAUGAUGUGACAGCUUUCCAUUGGAAAACCAUGCCAACAAUGUGCUGCAAGAUGUGGGUUCAUACAAAUAGUAUUGCAUAUGAAAUUAAUGGAACAAUGGUGUUAGCCGUUCAGCCAAUUAGCUUGUCCUUUUGGGUUUGAUGAAGGAUUCAGUUGCUUGAGAUAUAUAUUCUCUUUUAACCAAGUUGAGUUUUUAUUUUGAAGGAGAACUCUAAACUAGUGUUUCCUAAACCAGUCCUCAAAACCCACCAACAAUCCAGGUUUUGUCAGUAUCUCCAUUGGAAUAAAAUAGGGAAAUACAUAAAUCCUGAACUGUUGGUGGGCCAUGAGGACUGGUUUUGGAACCACUGCUAAACACCUAUAGCUUACUAUAGUUUGACACAAAACAGAGCUUACCUGAUAUCCAAAGCAUGUCCCUCUACAGCCUGAAUUAUGUAUACAAAUCUGUCUAAAUGUGGAUGAACAUUCUAAGUCAAGCCACCUCUGACACUGAAACUUAUCAUUUCAAUCAACAUUACUUGAACUGUGCAUUUGCAAAUUGCUUUUAUGAGCAAGAUUUUUUAAAUUUUAUUUUAUUUUUGUUAUUUAACACAAAUAUUGUGAAUAUUGAGUUUUUUAAAGUGUGUCUUUUAAUUUGAACCAGAGCAGGGAUAGGUUUAAUACUACACACACAAUAUAUAUCCCUUUUCAUAGUGUCUAUAGAGGAUGGAACUUGUUUUUUGUGUAACAAAUAGUCCAUCCACCGCCUCUUUUAGUUUUGCCAAUAUUUAAAAGGUUAUUCACUAAAGUGAGACUUGCUGGGAAUUCAGGUAUCAAUUCUGUGGCCUUAAAUUUGAUAUUCUCUUUGAAUUUCAGGAACUUUGUAUGUUAGUUGAUAACCAUGUAAGAUAAUCCUGCACCACUAAGGCACUGAUUUUCCAUGACACUCUCUAAAUUAACUCAUACACAUUAUCAGUAUUUUAGAAGUGCCUUGUCUGUAAGCCUGACUUAAAGGGAAUCUAAACACCAUAUCAGUACAUAUUUUUUAGUGGUUCUGGUGCAUGGAGAAGGUGCAGUACAUUCCAUUUUUGACAAACCAUUUGAGCUCUAAAACCAGAAGCUUACCCCUGUGGGCUGUGAGUGUUGGGCUACGCUGCCCCCAGUGGUUACAGUCAUCUAUUGCCAUUACUUUGGUGGAAGUGGAUAGGUUCUGAGUGACAGGAGAGCCCUGGGUAUCAGGAGAGCCCUGGGAAUCAGGAGAGCCCUGGUUUGUGUCAAACUUGUCUAAACAAUGUUACAAAAACUGGAGAGACUAGAUACAAAGACUCCUUUCACUAUAACUACUAUAAUAAACUGCAAUGGUUGUGAUAUUUAUGAGUGUACCUUAACUCUACUGCCCCCUAACUGUUGGGUACAGAUGGCAAUACCCUCAGUCAGUAUAAAGUAGGUAACAUGACCUGUUAAUAUAGAGCAGCGGUUGAGUUUAAAACGUGUUACGGGAGGUGAAACAAAUUCAGUUUUUCAGCGAGGAGGCAGAUUUGGAACAAGACAAAAACAAGUUUUAAUUUAGCUCAUUAAAGAGUAAUUAAUUGAAUUUCCUCACCAAUGUCAUAUCAAAACAUCUGAUUAAAUAACCACACAAUAUUUUAACUAUUUUUAUUAAGUUUGUUACAGCAACUGUCUGCCAAAUAAUAAAAUUAUUAAGAAGAAA